UCCAGUUGUACGCGCUAACCAGUCUGUGCGGUGCAGGUGCGGAUCUCAUGGAAACCCAUACCUCGGGAGCCUGUAGCAUACGACAGCAGACGCAACAUGAAAUUCACUAAAGGAGUACCUCCGCAUGAGAAAUUUCCCCCACGAUUUCGAGACGAAGGGUCGCAAUGCGUAUCCGUCCCAGAGAACACUACUGCAACGCUCACAGCAGAGUUAUACGAACUUAUCGAAGGCACUGAAAUCUUAUGGUCCAAAGAUGGAGGAGCGCCAAUCGUUCCGGACAAAAGACGAAGACUGAAGAUAACUGGCAACGCGAUCCAGUUAGCUCUAGACAAUGUCCAGAAGGAAGACGCCGGACUGUACACCGUCACCGCGAAGUCUCCCACUGGCACCGUGUCCAGGGACGUGGAGCUGCGGGUGGGAGGCCGACUUACGGCCUCCGGCGACGAAGACGAACCUCCGGCAUUCCUCAGACGACUAAACGAUUUAUCCGUCAAAGUUGGCACGAGAACUAGGUUUCUUGUCGAGAUUAAAAGCGGUUCCGAGUUGACGAUUGAAUGGUAUAGAAACGAGGAAAGGGUGAAUGAAGGAGAGAGAUAUAGAUUUGUAAUUGAGGGAGGAUUCCAUUGUGUCGAUGUGGCUCCCGUGACUGCCCGCGAUACAGGAAGAUGGACCUGCACCGCUCGAAACGCUUCAGGUCAAGCAUCUAGCUCGUGCCAUCUCAACGUACUCGUACCGAAGACUUACAAAGCGCCCGAGUUCCUGGAAGAACUGCGUGCUCUUCUCACCGAACAGGGAACUGUUUCGUUGGAGUGCAAGGUAGUUGGAGUACCGACCCCCCUGCUGCGCUGGUUCAAGGACGGCAAGGAGAUUCGGGCCGGCGAUGUCUUCGCCCUUACGGCGAACCCGGACGACCCCACCUCUUUGGGGAUCUACGUCUGCGAGGCUGUGAACUGCAUGGGCAAGGCCAUCUCCAGCUCCAAGGUGCACGUUGUAGGGAAGGGAAGCAGAGAAGGGUCCCUUAAACCAGCUGACAGUCCUGUUCCUACCGGUCCUCCACCGAUAUUUGUUCGAGACUUACAAGACGAAUCCAUUAAAAUUGGAGAUCCCUUAGAAUUGUCCUGUCAAGUGUCUGUACCUCCCUGGCCUAAAUCUAUUUGCUGGUACAAUUCUGAAGGUCGGAUCGACGACCAAGUACAUGGCAGCAGGUACAAACAGAUGGCAGACGGAAUUGGAGGAUACAUGUUAGAAGUUAAACCCACAGAGGCAGCCGAUCAAGGCGAGUGGAAGUGUGUUGCCACGAGCCUGGAUGGGGUUGUUGCUAUUUCAACUUGUGAUGUCAAAAUGACCAUCCCCAAACAUUUUAGAAAGCCUCGUUUUAUGGAUACUUUAAAAGCAGUAUUAACAGAAGAAGGACUAGUGUCCUUUGAAUGCAAAGUAGUGGGAUCUCCUACGCCUCUGCUCAGGUGGUUUAAAGAUGGACAGGAGUUAAAGCCAGGCGAUGUUUAUCAAUUAACUGGCACAAAUUCGUUAGGUUCUUACUGCUGUAUUGCAAGAAAUUGUAUGGGCGAGGCUAGAAGUUCAGCAGAGUUAACAGUAGAAGAUAUACAAAGUCAAUUAAACAAUGAAGAACGCGAGCAACUAAUUUCAAGAAGUAAAGCCCCAAAAUUCAUACACGGGCUUAAAAGUUGUGAGGCGAGAAUUAAUGAAAGUUUCAGAUUUUCUGUUCAAGUUAGUGUAACUACUCCUUUGCCAACUUUGUCUUGGUUCAGAGAUGACCAACCUGUUGACAACGAGCCUGAGAAAUAUGUCGUGUAUCGAGAAAACUUAGGAGUUUGUCAUUUGGACAUUCGACCUGUGGAGUUCAACGACCAAGCCGAAUGGAAAUGCGUUGCAACCAACGAAUUUGGUCAUUCAGUGACUUCGUGUUUCCUCAAAAUUAAUAUACCAAAGCAUUUCAAGAAACCCAAAUUUUUAGAAUGUUUGCGAGCGGUGCUUUCGGAAGAAGGUGCCGUAAAUUUAGAAUGCAAAGUUAUAGGAGUACCUCAACCAAUUCUCAAAUGGUAUAAAGAUGGAGUUGAACUGAAACCCGGCGACAUUCACAGAAUCACUUCUGGAGAGGAUGGUACUUGUUGCUUGGGGACAUACACAUGCGAAGCGAGAAAUUGUAUGGGUACUGUGGCUAGUUCAGCAUCACUCCUUGGCUUCGAAGACCAAAAGACCAGAAAUCAGCAGAGAAUGGAAUUAGCCCGACAGCCAUCGCUGUCUACAAUACACGAGGAAAGAACGUCACAAUUGUAUGACACAGCGGGAGAUCAGUCGUUAACACUUGCAGACCAUGGAGAAGUAUCAUUCUCCUUCGAUGGUAAAGAAGUGUCCGUUUCCUUAUACGAAACGCCAGAUCUCACCGAAGAAGAAGCCAUACAAAUCGUAGAAAUGUACGCAGAUCAAUUGUCGGAACACGUUUCUGAACACAAUGUUGUGGAAUUACCACCCCUUCGAUUUGUAAAAGAAACUUCAACUUCGGGAAAUUUAUUAGUAGAAGCUGUCCUAGUGGAUGUCUCCGACGACUAUUUCCAAUCCGCGGAAGAAGAUUUGCGAACAGAAGCGGAUGUGGACGAAAUUUACUCAAUAACAAACGAAACGUCUAUUACGUCAGAGAAACUGAAAAUUGAUGUCACUUCUAGUAGUGAGGCCCCAAAGAGACCCCCUCGAAAAUCAGACUCGACGAAAAGUGAUAACUCUUACUAUAGCUUAUCUAAAAAUCUCUCAAUUGACUCUGAAAGGGGCGAUGAGAGCUUAGCGGGUGCAGCAGAAUUAGACACUGAGUCGUAUGGAGACUAUGAGAGCGCUUUAAGUUCUGAAAAGAACAUCCGGGAACAAGAGAGGGCUUUCCAAGUUGCUGCCAUUACAGAGACGACGAGUCUGCCGGGCGACGACGACGACAGACGACCUUUGACUCCCCACACUACACACGAAAUCGGUUCCGAUCUUAGAGUAAACAGAAGCGAAAGUCAAGAACUGAGAAGGCCUAGAAGGCGUUCUUCUCAAAGCUCUGAUGAAAUGUCGAAAGACGGCUUUAAGAGAGGUACAAUUAAGAAAACUAUUAGCUUAGACAUGCCAGACACUACAUUCCAACGGGAUAUACAAGGAGAGGAGGGUGAUGGACUAGUAACUGAUCCAGAAGUAAACGCUGCCAAGCAACUGCAAUUGCAGCAAGAGCAAGCGAAGAUAAUAGAAGAUUUGAAAGAAAAUUUACAAGAAAUUGAAAAAGGGUUACUCUCAGUAGAGGAACAGCUGUUCGUUCAAUCGACGCUCAAAUCUACAUCUGCUGCGGCAAACAGGAGUUUGGAAGUACUGAAUAGCAUUUCACAACCAUUUAAAGAUAUACAAGUCGUUUUUGAAACACUCAGGGAAAAGCAAGCUUCUCCGGAUUUGUCUACGAUCGAAUUAAUUGCCCCACCGAUAUUUGAGUUACAGAAAAGUCUAUCAGUUGUAGAAAAAUGCCUUGCAGUGAAGGGUAAAGGACAUACAUUGAUUCAGAGGACUUGUACAAACAUCUUAAGUACCACUGGGCCACAAAUUAAUAAAGGUUUGGAUUUGGUCGAGAAAAUAACUUUAUUAGAAAAAGAGCUAGAUUCUACAAAGUCAUCUGGGAGAAUGACCCCAUCCAAAAUAAUCCAGGAGGUGUGCAUUACUAUCAAAGAAAUGCAAGGUGAACUCUCUAAGGCCGAUUUAAUGCUAAAAGAAUCCUCGCAGAGCGAAAGUCAGGCAUCGGCUUCCUCCGAUAUAUCCUCAGAAACAUCAAAAGUGAAAGAUACUGAAAUAUUAGAUAAAUUCUUUGAACCAACUAAAAAUUUACAGUUGGCCCUUACUAGUUUGGAAAAAACAAUUGCGUACGAAGACAGCGAUCAAAUGUACAGCGAUUUACGUGAGAAGAUAUUAGAAAAACUAACAGACCCCAUAAAUUCCUUACAUAAAGAACUAAGAGUUUUAGAGAAACAAACUGUUAGAUAUGCCGGUGAAAAAUCUGUCAAACAAGAACUCCGAUUAGCGAUAUUAGAUAAAAUAUUCAAUCCUAUAAGUGAAUUAUCAAAAGGGUUAGAAGUAGUAAGAAAUCAAGAAAGCGGUGACAGACACUCAGGAGUUGUUAAUCUCAACAUGUUAGAAUCUUUCGCCAAUAACACAGAAGACAUUAUAAAUGCCAUUAAAAGAAUCGAGCAGAAUAUACCAGUCUCACCCGAAUCUAAAGCUGACGUAACUUUAUCUUCUCAAGAGGUCGUUGAGGAUGUUCUUGAACAAGUCAGUAACAUUGUGUUUAAUAAUAUUGCGCAGUCGGUGGACGAACUGCUUCUAAAUAUAGAAAUAGCACAAAAACACGUCACGGAUACAAUAAUUCUGGAAGCACUGCGACAGCUCUCUUCCCUACAAAAGGAUUUAGCGACGACGAUAUCAAAAGUAACGAACGUGAAAACAGAAGCAACGGUUACAGCUUUAGAAAGUUUGAGUGAGCCUAUCCAACUAUUAAACAAUGUGUUGAUGAAUUGCAGUGAACCAACGGAUAAAUAUAUUUUGGAAGACCUCACUUCAUUGUUAAACAUUCUCGAGGAUAGUAUUAUUGUAGAUGAGAGAAUUUUGGAAAGUAUGGAUCUGUGCGUAUUGUUCUCUAUACUGAAAGGGAGAACAUUUGAAGUGAGGGAAAAUAUAGCUAGUUUAAAUGAACACGGAUUAAUGCCUGAACCCCUAAUAGGCGAGCCUGUCGAAGACGAAAAUGUUGUAGUCAUAGUAGAAGAAUCUUCUAUAAGUGCAGUUCCAGAUGCACUUUUAGAUGACACCAAGAAAAUACUAUCUAUUUUAGAAGAACUGUUACAAAAACCUGCUUCAAAGCCUGUCCUAGAACCACUUGUACCAAAAAUGCAACCCCUUUCGGAAUUAAUAACUGACGAAUUAUUAAAAAAACCUAAAGAAGAAUUAACCUUAAAUGACAGACUCUCAUUGCAGAAACAUGUGUUUCCUCUGGAAAUGACGGAGGAUUUGAUUAUCGAAGCGUUGGACUUUUUAAGUAUUCAGCCUCUUAGCGACGAUAUAAACGAGACAGGUCGAUUAUUGGAACAUUUACAGUACAACGUAGCCGUGAUGCACCAACAAAUUCUAGACGAAACACAAUUUUUGGAAAUAAUGGAGCAUUACCGCAGACCCAGUUUCGACGACUUAAAACAAUGCAUCUCAAAUGUACAAACGUUACCGAUAAUAUCAGAAUCCGAUGAGGACGAAGAAUUUAUUGUUUCACCUGCAAUUAACCGUGCUGUGGUCGAAAACAUUUCUGAACUGGAAAGAUGUCUAGCCACAUUCUACGAAGCUGCUAUCACUGAAGAUGCUGAACCAGUGCCACACGAAUUGCUUAGUGUUGCUUCCGAAGUUGUGCAAUGUAUAGAAAAAGUAAAAUACGCCACUCUUCUCGAGGAAAGGGAUGAACCACAGUUUACGAUAGAAAAUAUCAAAGAAAUAAGACAAUUGUCGGUACCGCUUCAAAAACUUAGUGAUACUAUAACGGAUAUUCAGAGAAUGGAAGAAACCAGAAAAACAGCUUUUACCUCGGUGAAGGAACCCUUGAUACAAAUUGCUGAACUACUUGAAGGGAUUCCAGAAGAUUUGAAGAUAAUAUUAUUUACGUUGUAUGAACCUUUACAUAACGCGAUUGAAAUCGUUUCCUUGGAAACGUUAAACAAUGAAAUAACGCCGAGUGACUUCACUACCUUAAGUUCUGUUGGAGAGUUAUUGAACGAGUUAAGAUCCUCCAUUCCAUUGAAAUGUACUGCGGAUGAGUUCCCACAAAUCGCCGCGCAGUUACAUCCGCGAGCAACUUCACUUAAAACUUUACUGGAAAGUAUCAGUUCGGAAAAUUUGAGGCAUAUACAAUUUUCGUUGACCCAAUUUGCUAAUACCAUGUUGCAAAUUAUAAAUACAAGUACACAACCCAAAAAGGAACGUAAAAAAUUUGAUAUCAAAAAUCUGAAAGUACUACAAGAAAAUUUGGCGCUUAUUUCAAGUUCUCCACAAAAAUCACUGUCUCUACCGUUAGUUUCCGAAAUUCUGCAAUACACGGAAGUUGUAGAAGAUGCCACUACUGAUAUUGCGAAUGAAAAAGAUCUGGAACAAAUCGAAACGAUUUUACAAACACUAAAUGAUAUUGUGUCGGUAGCAAUAACUCAUUCAAAUGACGAAUUUAGUGCGCAGGAAAUAACUGGAUUCGUAGGAAAACUGAGAGCAGCUGAGGAAAACUUAAAACUAUCUGCUGACCUUAAUGAAAAGCUAAAUGUACCAACGUCAACACUCUGUGACAAUUUAAUUCAAAUUCCGAAAGAAAGAUGUGCUACAAUACUAAAUGCGAUAAGAAAAGACGUUGAAAAGUUAGAAUCUCAUCCUCAAAGACAAUCUUUAACUGCCGUUACUAAUGAUUUAAUAGAAGCGGUCCCAAAAACUCUGGACGAUGCACAAAUUUGUGAUUUAACUGACCUUGAACAGAUCGAGCAUCUUUUGCGUACUUUUAGAGGAGUACUCUCUAACAUAGAGAAACAAUCCACAACACCAAAAGAAGAAUUAAGUAAAAGUGUUAACGAUUUUGAUGCCGCUGUUGAUAGUAUUAAUGCAAUACCCAGUGUAGCGGGGAAAUUGGCAACUGUUUUAAUGAAAACCUCUUCAAUUUUACAGGACAUUAUUUUACCUGAACAGAAAUUUAUUAAAGCCAAUUUGGAGGAUUUUCAAAAAAACAUAGAAACGUUGAGAAGCCUGGAUAAAAAAUUAAUAGCUCAGCAAAAUGUUGCCACAGAAAUGCAAGACGUGAUGACUUCCAUUUCCGAUAACUUACCAGAAAUACAGAAAAGUACAGAUGACGUUAAUCAAGUCAACAAUGUUUUAGAAAGUUACAACCGUAUUGUGCAAGAUAUAAUACAGACAUCUGAAGCAGGAUUACCACUAGACAUUGUAAAACCAGAAAUUGAAAAGCUAGAUCUGAGUAUACAUACUUCAAGUUUGUCACCAAAUACUAAACUGAAGCUGGUGUCAAUCUUGGAAAGAGCAAAUGCAGCAUUAACUGAAAUGUGUGGUAAACCACCAGAGAAGGUAGCUAUUAAAAAUAUCGAAAAUUUAGAAGAAACAUUAAAAGCCUUACAAAACAUUCCACAACCUCAACAAGCGUUAAUCAAAGAACUACAAGAAACUGCCAAUAUUAUAUCGGAAAUUGUGCCGGAAUUAACAGAAGAAAAUAUGACUGACGUAAAUAUAGUGGAAAACAUUUUAGAAACAUUAAGUGAAAUCGUCAAGGAAACUGUUCUUAUUCCUGAAACAGAGACGAAAGGUAAGACUGUUGACAAACCAGCUUUAGAAAAACUCGAAGCAACAGUUCAGUCACUAAGUUUAUCACCCAACUUGAAAUAUAAGCUUUCCGAAAACAUCCAAAACACAAAUGCAGUGUUAAGUAAAGUUGUAGAGGAAAAAGGGGAAGAAACAGCAUUGAAAAGAGACUUGGAACAUCUUGAGAAAAAUAUAAACGUCAUCAAAGAGCUGGAUAACCAACCACCAGCUCUGCAGAACUUUGUCACAGAAAUGCAGGAAGUUACUACUUGUAUUUCUAAUAAUUUACCUGAGAUGCAACAAGGUUUGGAAGAAACUAUUCAAAUUCGUUCCCUUUUAGAAAAUUAUAAUACAAUUGUGGAAACCAUCAUUAUGUCAUCUAAAGCGGAACUACCACCACAUAUUUCAAAACCAGAAGUUGAAACACUAGAUAUAACCAUACAUUCAUUAAAUUUACCACCAGAUGUUAAAGAUAGGUUGGUGACGAUAUUCGAAAAAGCGAAUGCAGCUUUACUUGAAAUGUGCGAGAAACCAUCACAGAGAAUAACUAUAAAAAGUAUCAAGAAGUUAGAGGAAACACUAAAAGCCCUACAAGACAUUCCAGAACCCCAACAAGCAUUGAUAAAAGAACUUCAAGAAACUGUUAAUAUUAUAUCAGAAAUUGUACCAGAAUUAACGGAUGAAAACACAGAUGACGUAAAUAUCGUUGAAAAUAUUUUAGAGACUUUAAAUGAAAUUGUAAAAGAAACAAUAAUAUCACCAGUGCAACAAAAACCUGUUGAUAAACCAACUUUACAAAAACUUGAUGUAAAAAUUGAGUCGUUAAAUUUAUCACCUAAUUUGAAAUACAAACUCUCUGAAAAUAUACAAAAGACGAAUGCAGUGUUAAGCAAAGUAAUAGAAGAAAAAGAAACAGAAUUGUUAUUGAAAAAGGAUUUGGAAAAUCUUGACAAAAAUAUAAAGACCAUAAAAGAGACGCAUAAACAACCACCAGUUCAUCAAAAAUUUUUAAGAGAAAUGCAGGAGGUUACUACAUUCAUUUCUGAUAAUUUACCAGAAAUACAACGAAAUUUGGAAGGUGCUAGUCAAGUCUGUUCCGUUCUAGAAAAUUAUAACCAAAUUGUGGAAAAUAUCACAAAGACAUACGAGGCAGGAUUACUACCACAGAUUAUAGAACCUGAAAUCGAAAAGCUAGAUAUAAGUACACAUUCAUUAAAUUUGUCACCAAACAUCAAAGGAAAGUUGGUGACGAUAUUAGAAAAAGCAAAUACAGCACUGCUUGAGAUAUGUAAGAAACCAUCACAGGAAAUAACUAUAAAGAAUAUCGAAAACUUAGAAGCAACACUGAAAGCGUUACAGGACAUUCCACAACCUCAACAGGCCUUAAUCAAAGAACUACAAGAAACUACCAAUAUUAUAUCAGAAAUUGUACCGGAAUUAACAGAACAGAACUUAACUGACGUGAAUACAGUAGAAAAUAUUUUGGAAACCCUAAAUGCAGUUGUCAAUGAAACAAUGAUAACUCGUGAAAAAAGGAUGGAAGGGAAAUCUGUCGACACACCAACUUUACAAGCACUUGACGUAAAAAUCGAAUCUUUAAAUUUAUCGCCUAAUCUGAAAUACAAACUUUCCGAAAAUAUACAUAAGGCAAAUGCAGUGUUAAGUAAAGUAGCAGAAGAGAAAAAGGCAGAAACAAUAUUGAAACAUAAUUUGGAAAAUCUCAAUAAAAAUAUAAAGACCAUAAAAGAGCUGGAGUGUCAACUACCAGUUAAGGAAAAUUUUGUGACGGAAAUACAGGAAGUUGCUACUUCUAUUUCUGAUAAUCUACCCGAAAUACAGCAGAAUGUCGAAAGCGCCACUCAGAUUUGUACCAUUUUAGAAAAUUAUAACCAAAUUGUGGGAAACAUAGCAAAGACAUUUGAAGCAGGAUUGCCACCACAAAUUACAAAACCUGAAAUAGAAAAGUUUGAUAUAAGCGCACAUUCUUUAAAUCUAUCACCGAAUAUUAAAAGUAAGUUGGUGACGGUAUUAGAAAAAGCGAACGUAGCUUUGACUGAAAUGUACGAGAAACCACCACAGAGCAUAACUGUCAAAAAUAUCGAGAAUUUAGAAGAAACACUUAAAGCUCUACAGAACAUUCCACACCCUCAACAAACUUUAAUCAAAGAACUUCAAGAAACUGCCAAUAUAAUAUCAGAAAUUGUGCCAGAAUUAACGGAACAGAAUAUAGCUGACUUAAAUAUCGUAGAAAAUAUUUUAGAAACCUUAAACGAAGUUGUAAAGGAGAUAGUAAUUAGUCCUAAAAGAGAAACGGAAGAAAAAACGGCUGAUAAACCGGCUUUAGAAAAACUUGAUGUAACAAUUCAAUCCCUAACUUUAUCGCCCAAUCUGAAAUAUAAACUUUCCGAAAACAUACAAAAGACAAACGCGGUGUUAAGUACAGUUAUAGAGGAGAAGCGAAAAGAAAUGGUACUUAAAAAGGAUUUGGAAUGUCUUGCAGAAAAUAUAAACGCAUUAAAAGAACUAGAUCUAAAAUCAACAGUUCAGCAAAAUUUCAUCACAGAAAUGCAGGAAGUUACUACUUCUAUUUCCGAUAAUUUACCUGAAAUUCAACAGAACCUGGAAGAGACUGCCCAGGUCUGUGAUAUUCUGGAAAACUACAACCAGAUUGUAAAAGAAAUUAUUAAAAAUUCUGAAGAGGGAUUACCAGUGGAAGCUAUAAAACCAGAAGUUGAGAAGAUAGAUAUAAAUAGACAUUCUGCAAAUUUGUCACCAAAUAUGAAAGUUAAGUUGAUAACAAUAUUAGAAAAGGCAAAUUCAGCUUUAGUUGAAAUGUGUCACAAACCACCACAGAAAAUAACUAUUAAAAAUUUGAAGAAUUUGGAGGAAACAUUAAAAGCCCUAGAGAACGUUCCCGAAACUCAGCAAGCAUUAAUCAAUGAACUUCAGGAAACUGCGAACAUUAUAUCAGAAAUCGUACCGACAUUAACAGAACAAAAUAUCGCCGAUGCAAAUAUCGUGGACAAUAUUUUAGAAACGUUAACUGAAAUUGUAAAAGAAACAAUAAUUGAACCUGAAAUAGAGAAAGGGAAUAGUGCUGAUAAAUCAGCUUUAGAAAAACUUGAAGUAACAGUUCAAUCACUAACAUUGCCGCCAAAUUUAAAAUAUAAACUUACCGAAAACAUACAUAAAGCAAAUGCAGUGAUAAGUAAAGCGAUAAAUAAUAAAGAAGAAGCUACAGGUGUGAAAAUGAACUUGGAAAAUAUAGAAAAAAAAAUAAUUUCAUUACAUACUGAACAUCCCCUUUUUGAUGAGUUACAAGAUAUUGGCACGGAUAUGGGAAAUGUAUUGCCAAAACUGAACGAUGAAAGUUCAUUGCAAAUGGAGCAAUUUGAAAAAACUUUGGAUGCAUUAAAUUCUACUUUACCAAAAAUCGUGGAAAAUUGUAAAACAAAAGAACAGAUUGUAGAAUGCAAAGCAACUAUUGAUAAUUUAAGUGCGAUAAUAAAAGCUUUAGAACUACCGCAAGCUAUACAACAAAAGUCAUUGAAACCCUUUGAAGAAGGAAGCGAAAUGUUGAAACAAAAAACAAUAGAAAGCAUACAAGAUAAAAAAGCUAUUAUCAAGAAUUUGGAAAAUUUAGAAAAAACUACGGCCUCAUUAAUAAUUUUACCAGAAGUAGUUUUAAAAGAAACAUUAUUAAAGAGUUUAAACGAAAUUGUAAAUUUUGCUCAGAAUAUUACAGUUCCCCCAAAUUCAUCAGAAACAGAACAGAUUGAAACAGUUUUAAAAGAGGUAAAUUCCGCCAUUAAAACUAUAAUUGAAGUUACUUCCGAAAAUGGACCUCCAGAAAAACUUGACUUAUUGAUCGAAAAUUUAAAUUUGACAUCUAAAUCUUUAGACGCGUCUCCAAAUCUACAAGGAUUGUUGGAACCUGUAAAUCUAUUAUGUAACACUAUCCAGGACACAAGACAAACACUUUUUAUUACUUUGUUACAAAACAGUUUGAACAAAUUUGCAGAAACAUGUAAAAACUCGAAAAUAAAUAACCAUAAAAAGAUACUAAUCGAAGAUCUGAAAUAUACCCUACCUGUAAUUGAAAUGGAUAUGAAGGAUAUUGGAUCGAAAAAGAACAACGAAAAUGAGAGAUUAUUUAUUUCCAACGCUUCCCGAGCAAUAAACGUAAUAAACGACUACGUUACUGAAGAUAAAACGAAAAGUACCGAUGAAAUGAUCAAAUUUACUUCAGAAUUUCUAGAAUCAAACAAAAUAACAAGUCAAACCGAUCUCAUAAAACACGUACAACUCCUCCUAAACAAAAGUUUGUACUCUCUAAAAGAGAUAAAGAAAUGCGAAAUGGAAGAUAAAAACGUUAAAUUCCAAAAUAUCCAAUUAAUAUCAGAAUCUGUCCAAAAUCUUGCCAAAACCGUUGCAGCAAUUAAGUAUAAAAGUGUUAAUAAAGACCAAAUCCUUAAGUUACAGAAAUCGCUAUACCCCCUGCAAAUAGCAGUGAACGAUUUGAUUGAACAUGAUUUAACUGAAUGUGACUUCAAAUUGCUGGAAAACAUCAGUAAAAUCUUUGACGAUAUCGAUAGCUUUGUUAGUUCUCAACUAGUAAUAAAAGAAAAUGUCGUACCGAUGCAAAAGGAACAAAUCUUGAUAUUUUUGGACAUACUAAAUAAAGCUUUGAAAACUGUCGAUGAAAAAUCUCCCAUAAAGAAUAUAACUAGUUUAUUGAACACACUUGUUGAAGUAUUACCAGAUAUUGCCCAACAACUGGAAGUAGCUUACUCGGAAGAAGUCAAGACAGAGAUAGCAACAGCAAUUUUUGAUACGAUAUUAAACGACAUCCAAGAUGAUAUUAACAAAGGCACUGAAGCAGAAGGCGAAACAAAACUGGAACAGUCAUUAUCAAUAUUAACUAAUAAUAUGGACAAUUACGUUGCUGCUUGCAAACCUUAUUUAAAUAACGACGAAGUCAACUUAAUAGAGAAUAUAAAGUCUUAUGUAAAGUGCGUAAGUGAGAAAAGUUGUUCUGAUUUAGCAAAUAAAGAGAAGUUGCUAGAGGAUCAGCUGCAAGAUGGGACAUCUCCUGUGAUUAAAAUUUCCAGAAAUAUAUAUGAAAUCUGUAAACGAGUUGCAAAGUCCAAAUAUAGUACAGACACUUCAAAAGACUCAGAAAAUAAACUAGAAAAAGAAGAGAAAACACAAGAAACCUCGCAAAAGGGUGGAGUAAGUUUGGGAGAAAAAAUAGUGGAAGAAAUAAAAGAAAUAAUUGAAGAAAAACAAAUAAUACUGGAAACGCAGGCUGAAAGAGCUUUAGAAGAAAAACCAGCUUCUAAGGAAAUAGCGAUUUUAGAAUCGUUACAGACCUUACAGGCAUCCGUGUGUUCGAUUGAAAAGGAGCACCUUUCAGAUGAGAAAAAGGCAGCCUUCAGUGAACUGGAAAAAUCAAUUUCUGCAGUUGAAAAACUUACAGAAAAUAAAAUAAAUGAAAGUAUUUCUCCAACUGACUUUAGUGCUGAAGAGAAAUUAGCUGUGGAGGCCGCAAAUAACACGUUAACUGAAAUAAAUAGUUUUAUAAAGUCCAGGCAGGUACCUCCAGAAGAAGUUGACGAAGCUCAACAGCCUCCAGUAGAAGCGGUAAAAGUCAUGAUAGAAGAGCUAAGGCUAGCAGUUGUUGCUGUUCCAAAGGAGUCGAAAAUUAAAGAGGUGUUGGAACCACUGGAAGAGACCGUAAAAAAUGUUGUUAAUUUAAUGGAAGAUGUCCCAGUAGGGGCAGAAUGUAUAAACAAAAUAAAGACAUCUUUAAAAUGCAUCUCUGAGAACAUAAAUGCAUUAAGACCAAAAGUUCCCAAAGAAAAAAAGGGUACAGUUAGUACCCUUCAGAAAACCGCUUGUAGCUUAGAAAAGUUAAUAGAAAACGUGAAAGCUGAAAAAUAUAAAAAUCUUGAAUUAAUUAACAACUGCUUAGAUGAACUGAAAACUACCCUAGAACAUUUAAAUAAAAACGUAGAUAGUAAGGAUAAAAAAUCAAUCGGAAAAGUUAAAGAACUUUAUCAACAAUUAAACACUUCUAUAUCCGACCUUCCCAAAGAAUCCCUUAUGACACGCAUAGCGGAGGAACUCAAUACUCUGGUCGAGGGAACGGAAGGCCUUUUUAUUUCUGAACAGAAGCAGUCCCAAACUAUCUGCAAACCGUUACAGGCGGUACAACAUUCUUUACAGAAUUUGCAGGAAUCUUUGUCUACUCUCGAGACAAAACCAAAAACUAAAGCGCAAAAAGUACUAGUAACUGAACUUCAGAGACCUGUCACUACCUUACAAUUUAUUUCUGGAACGAUUCUAGAAGAAAAGAAAGGUAAAUUGUCACAGGACGACAUACACCUUUUAGAGAUGACAAACAACGUAGUAGUUGAAAUGAACAAUUUAGUUGAAGAUUUAAACUGCAAGUCCUCUUCAAAACAAGUGCAAAAGCUCCAACCAACAGCUGAAAAUUUAAAAACCCUACUAGCCAGUAUAAAUCAAGAAUCGCAUACAAAGGACUUCAUAGAACCUAUACAAGACAUAUCUAGAAGUAUUGGUAAAUUACUGGAGAAAGCUAUAAGCACAGAGCAAGAAGAAGCUGCACAGACAAAGGAAACAUUGACACGUCUGAAAAGGUCAUUAUCUCAGUUUGAAACAUCUGUGGCUACUUUGUCCUCCCAAAAGGAACCGGAAAUACAAAAAGUCAUUCUCAACGAACUACAAAAACCUCUACAGGCGAUUUUAAGUAUGGUAUCUGAAACCCCCAGUACAAAUAUGUCGCCGGAAGAAAUUGAUAACGUCAACAAAUUUAUUCAGUCUUUAGAAAAGGUUGAGAAAAGCGAAUCUGCAGCUCUUAGUAAAAAUUUACUUAGUUUGCGAACGGAUUUGUCUGCGAUGUUAGUAACUGAAGAAGCCAAAGCAAUAGGCACUAUAGAACCUGAGGCUGGUUUUGUCGAAUCUAUUAAAGACCAUUUAGAAGAAUUGAGUAGAGCCAUUGAAGUUACUCAUUUGGUAUUGGAGCAACCAAAAACUGUUGAAGACGUUACUCCACUACGUACUCUAAAUUCGGCUUUAACUGAUUUGCUUACGUUUGUUGUAAAAGCGAAACAUAUAUCGGAAGGUAAUUUGAAUAUAUUUUCACAUUUAGUACAACCUUUAGAAAAUUUACAGAUUCAUCUUUACGACUGUAUAGAAGCAAAAGUCGUAGAUGACGAAGUUAAAUUACUCAAUGAAAUCGAGAACUGUUUUAGAGAAAUCAGCACCAGAUACGUAAAUGCUGAAGAUUUCAAAGAUAUAAAAAUUGAAAACUUUUUAGAAUCACUAGAUCGAUUGCAAAACAAACUGAUAAGCGUUUCUAUGAGGGCUGUUUUGUCAAAACACUUGGAAGAAGGAAAGUCUAUCAUUCAACAAUUACUACAACCUCUGGAAGUAAUAUCCAAAGCUAUAAUCAAAAUGCAAAAUGACCUAUCUAGAAGAAUUGCUUUACACAACACCGUACAAAAAAUUGUACAAAACUGUACUUCUGUUAAUAAGCGAUUAGAGAAAUCUACAUCAGAUAUUAUCGACUAUAAAUAUUUAGAAAAACCUUUUUCUAAUAUAAUAAAUGUGCUGAGUGGACCAAUAAGUUUAGAAUCGCCAAGCGGUACUUUAGACUUGAUUGAAAGUGAAGUAAGAACCCUUGCUGAGGAAAUUAAACAGCAGUUAAAGGUUGAUUCGACAUUACCUCUCGACGAAUCGUUAAAGAAACUUACAACUGUAUGUGCAAAUAUAUUAAACAGUAAGAAAGACGCCAUUAAUAUGAAUUUAUUAUAUGAUCUUGCUGAUUGCAUUGCAUCCAUCGCUAAAGUUUUUCCAACAGAGGAAGUAGUAGAAAGAAAAAUUACCGAAGGAGCACAGCAACCAUUACUCGAAUUAAAAACCGAGAUAAGCAACUUGCAAAAGGCAAUUGUCAAUGUUCAACCAAAAGCAGAUAGAUGUUUAAUUUCUAUACUUGAUAUGCACGAGGCUUUAAGUGACUUGAAGCAGGGACUAGUUUUAUCUGAAGUACUGCUCAAUGAAACGAUAUUAGAGUUGCAUGAAGACGUCCCAGAAGUAAAAUGUCUGAACGCAAUAGAAACUUCUUUGAGAAAGAUCAAAGGGGUCAUAGUAUCUGUCCAAACAGCCAUUCAAAAACCAGUCUUGGGCGAAAUUGAAAAAGCUUCUGCUGCUGAAGCUAGAUUGAUUUUGAAACAAGCUUUAGAAAUAAUUCAAACUCAACCUGCAACAAAGCUGUCAAUAGAAGAACCAUUAAAAUGUCUGAUUUCUAAAAUAGAAGAACUUGAAGGAGGAACUGAGGAGACGAAGCUUGUGGAAGAUACAGCAGAGCAAGUAAAAGCAACUGAUGUAGCUGUAUUAGAAGAACAAGUAGCUGAAACAGAAAAGCAUGUAAUAGAUACAGCAGAACAAGUAAAAGCAACUGAUGUAUCUGUAUUAGAAGAACAAGCAGCUGAAAUACAAAAGCAUGUAGAAGAUGCAGCAGAACAAGUAAAAACAACUGAUGUAGCUGUAUUAGAAGAACAAGUGGCUGAAAUACAAAAGCAUGUAGAAGAUGCAGCAGAACAAGUAAAAACAACUGAUGUAGCUGUAUUAGAAGAACAAGUGGCUGAAAUACAAAAGCAUGUAGAAGAUGCAGCAGAACAAGUAAAAGCAACUGCUGUAGCUGUAUUAGAAGAACAAGUAGCUGAAAUAGAAACGCAUGUAGAAGAUGCAGCAGAACAAGUAAAAGCAACUGCUGUAGCUGUAUUAGAAGAACAAGUAGCUGAAAUAGAAACGCAUGUAGAUGAUUCAGCAGAACAAGUAAAAGCUACUGAUGUAGCUGUAAUAGAAGAACAAGUAGCUGAAAUAGAAAAGCAUAAUAUAGAUGAUUCAGCAGAACAAGUAAAAUCAACUGAUGUAGCUGUAUUAGAAGAACAAGUAGCUGAAAUACAAAAGCAUGUAGACGAUGCAGCAGAACAAGUAAAAGCAACUGAUGUAGCUCUAUUAGAAGAACAAAUAGCUGAAACAGGAAAACAUGUAGAAGAUACAGUAGACCAAGUAAAAGCAACUGAUGUAGCUGUAUCAGAAGAACAAGUAGCUGAAAUACAAAAGCAUAAUAUAGAUGAUUCAGCAGAACAAGUAAAAUCAACUGAUGUAGCUGUAUUAGAAGAACAAAUAGCUGAAACAGGAAAACAUGUAGAAGAUACAGUAGACCAAGUAAAAGCAACUGAUGUAGCUGUAUUAGAAGAACAAGUAGCUGAAAUACAAAAGCAUGUAGACGAUGCAGCAGAACAAGUAAAAGCAACUGAUGUAGCUGUGUUAGAAGAACAAAUAGCUGAAAUAGAAAAAUUACUUAAUGAAAUAAGCGAUUUUCAAACUAUUGUCAGAGAGAAUACAAAUCAGGAAAUAUAUAGUAUGGCAAUAGUUGGGGAUGCCAUUGAACCACUAAAGUUUUUAUAUGAAUCCUUAAAGAACUUGAUACAAAUUGUUACAAAAUCUACAGAAACUGAUUUUCAAGCAAAAACCUGCGAGGAACUAACAACAGAAAGUAAACUUUUCAACAAUUUCGCAACGACCUUAGCAAAGUUAAAGGAAGUACGUGAAAUAGAAACAAUGAAAUUAGAAAAAAGAUCUUUAAUAGAAGUCAUUAUAGCACUUAUCAAAAGUACCGAAGUCAUUAUCGAAAAAUCGAAAAGUGAUAAGCUGCUGGAAUGCAUAUGCGAACCUCUAAAAUUUUUGCUAAUGACUUUAGAUAACCUCAACAAAGAACUCGUCAAGUACGACAAAAUCUUAGAGCAGAAUAAGGAAGACGUUAUUACUGUGAAGAGAGUCAAAGAAUACUUGUUAAAAUUAAAUGAGAGGUUGGAAGAACUUAAAACUGAAAAGCCUUUGCCAACACAGCAACAACAACUACUAUAUGUAAUCCAAGCCGAAACGCCUUUACCUGAAAUAACAAAGGAAAUUCAGAAUUUGGAAAACCGUUUAUUGACAGAAACAACCUCAAACUUAUCACCUGGUGAUAGAGAAAUAUUAUCUCCAUUGCAAGAACUGUUACAGCAAUACUUAAUUAUCAUUGAAAAUAUUAAAGAUGUAACGAUGCAACCAGAAUUAUUGGAAAAGCUGAAGCCUAAAAUGAGAGAAUCAGUUUCGUCUUUAAAACAAUUUUUAGAAAAAUGUACUCAAAAAUGUAUUGAUACAAAAGCAUUACCUUCGUUGACGAACCCACUUCGAAUUCUUUCUGGAACAGCAGAAGAAAUAGAAAAAAUUUUGAUGCAAUCGGAAGAAGUACAAGAAGUUCCGGUAAUAACUGACAUAACCAAACAGAUUUCACUUAUAAAGUAUGAUUUACAUAGGUUGCGAUCUGAAAUUGAAAAACGAAAUUUACCAUCAGAAACAAGAAUACUAUCUGUAGUUCAAAUAAAUGAACCUUUAGAGUGUCUUUUAUCUUCAAUAUUAGAGAUAACUGAUGAAGUAAAACGUAACAUAUCACCAGAACAGGUAGAGGUAUUAAUAUCUUUGGAAAGGGCGUUAAAAAAAUUGUCUGAAGUUGUGAAAAGUUGUAAUGAUGUUAUUGCUCAUGAUGAGUCAAUAACUAAUUUAAAGCCUAAGAUUAUGGGUGCCCUCUCUGGGUUGAAAGAACAGAUUGAAAUAACAAUGCAAAUCGAUCUUGGUUCACUUCAAUCUUUAAAAUCUUCUUUAAGUGACUUUGCAACAACUGUAUCCCAGGUAGUAGAUACCUUAACGAAACUAGAUGAAAAACCUAAACGUUUUGAUGUUUCUGCAAUUAAGGAAUUGGCAACUUCUGUGUCCAAGUUAAGCAGCGAAAUCCAACAAUUUAAAAUGAAAACCCAAGAACAAGCUUUGUCACCUCAAACAGGAGUUGCUUCGAUAAACAAAAUAAGUGAAGCUUUGUCCGUACUUUCUGAUGCGACUUUAAAUAUCGAGAACACUGUGCUUGAUGAAGCGAUUCCAGAUAUAUCAGAAGAACAAGCAAAAGAAUUGACAUCUUUAUCUGAACCAUUGGAAAAGUUGUCGAAAAUAGUUAUUGAUUGCAGAACUGCUAUUAAUCAACCAGAGAUUUUACAGCAACAUGAUCCUGAUAUAAACAAAGCUGUAAUUGCCCUGAAACAAUCCCUUGAUAAAAUUACAGUUACGGUUUCUACAUCAAAAUCCUUAGAAUCUUUAAUAAAACCUAUACAAGCGUUCACUGAAUGCAUUUUAGACGUUGAAAAGUCUCUGAGUCGAAUGGAAGACAUAGGAAACCGAUUAGAUAUAUCUGCUGUGAGAGAAAUACUUAUUCCGUUAAGAGUGUUAAAUGAUGAAAUUCAAAAUUUAAAUACUAAAAUCCAGGAGUCGGGGCCAACUCCCCAAACGGGAACUCUUUCUAUUGUUAAUAUCAGUAAUCCUCUACUUCUGCUUUCAUUAGCGAUUUUAGAUGUAGAACAUCUGCUUACUGAGGAAAGUGUCCAGGACAUACUACCGGAACAGGCAGAUGUAGUGAAAAGUUUGAUCGAACCUCUGCAAAAGUUAUCAAAGUUAGUUGUAAAUUGUAAAGAAAGUUUAGGAAAUUCGGAGGUAUUGGAAAAACACAAGAAGGAAAUUAGUAAAGCUGCAGUUGUAAUAAAACAACAAAUUGAAGUUGUUGUACAAGCAAUAGCAGAGAGUAAAAGUCUACAACUUAUAGUAAAUCCUCUUGAACAAAUUGCAGUGGUAAUUUCUCAAAAUCUAGAACAAAAAGAGGGGGCAAAACCAGAACGACCAGACCUUAAAGCACUGAAAGCAAUUGUCAGUCCACUGUUAAACUUAAAGGCUGAGAUCCAGCAAAUUACACAAGAAAAACUUGGAGAAUCUGCUCAACAAGGUGUAUUAGGUUUGAUAACAAUUAACGAGCCUUUAUCAGACCUUAUUGCCAAAAUAUCAGAAGUAGAAGAACAGAUAAAUAAAGAAGAAACUAGUGAUAUACCAGAACAACCAUCGGAGAGUAUCACAGCUCUAAUUGAACCCAUUGAAAAACUUUCAAAAGUUAUCGUUGGCAUAAGAGAAGCUCCCUUGACUCCGGAAGUGGUAGAAAAGCAGAAUGAAGAAAUACACAAAUCAUCUCUUGCUCUGAAAGAACAAUUAGAGAGGACUAUAACUCAAAUACCAGAAGCUAAAUCGUUGCAACAAAUAGCAGUUCCACUUCAAUCGCUUUCGGCAGCGCUUUCAGAGAUGGACGAUCAAUUGAAAGAAGCUGGUAAACAAAAUUUGGAAGGAGAGACUAAAAAGUCUGAACGUUUCGACCUUACCGCAUUAAAGGAGAUAGCGACACCAAUUUUGAAUUUGAAAGACGAAAUUCAAAGCCUGAAAGCCGUUUCACAAGAAUUUUCACCGCAACAAGGCAUUUUAGGAAUCAUGGAAAUUAAUGAACCUGUAGCGUUGCUCUCUGCUUCUAUUGUGGAGAUUGAAAAGAGUAUAAAUGAGGUUGAGGUGCAAGACAUAUCAGCACAACAAGCGCAAAUUGUAACUGACAUCAAAGAGCCCAUCGAGAAAAUGUCAAAACUUGUUAUAGACAUUAGGGAAGUCAUUUCAGUGCCAGAGGUAAUCGAAGUAAAGAAGCCCGAGAUUCUAAAUGCAGUAUUGGCACUAAAGAAGAGUAUAGAAAGAAUUGUGCAGUGUAUUCCAGAAGCAGAAUCUCUGCAAUUACUAACUGUACCGCUCCAAGCAUUGUCAACGGCUAUUUUGACAAUUGAAGCUAAAUCCAAAAUUAGUAAGAAGGAAACACGACGCGAUGUUUCUUUUGUAAAAGUUAUAGCAGAACCAGUUACGGUUUUGUUGGACGAGACAGAACAACUUCGAACAAUGCUACAGGACCUUGGUAAAUCACAGCAAGGAGUUUUAUCAAUUAUUGAAAUAAAUGAACCUUUAUUAGCCCUUAAAGAGUCGCUUUCAAAUGUAGAGGGUAUAUCCAAAGAAGGGCUUGAGGAUAUAUCACCUAUUGAGUCUGAAGUGGCCAAUGUCUUGAUAGAACCAUUGCAACAAAUAUUAAAUAUUACUGUACUUAGUAAGGAAGCCAUAACCGUCCCAGAAUUAUUGGAAAAACAGAAACCUGAAAUGAAGAAAUCUGUAUCAAUGUUGAAGCAAUGCAUAGAUACAUUUUUGCAAGGAAUUCCUGAAACUAAAAGUAUAGAUAUUUUAAAACUUCCUCUCGCUUCACUUUCGGCAACUUUAUCGAACAUUGAAACGGUUCUAGAGGAGAAGAUACGCUUGGACGUUUCCGCCUUGAAAGAAAUAGCAUCCCCGAUAUUAAAAUUGAAGAAUGAAAUACAAAAUCUUCGCGUUUCCCAAGAGUUAACAUCCCCACAGCAAGGUAUAUUAGGAACAAUUGAUAUUGUAGAACCCUUAUCUUUACUAUCAUCUUCUGUAGAGGAGAUUCAAAAUAGGUUAAGUGGUGAAGAAAUUCAAGAUAUAACUAAAGAACAAGCGCAAACUAUAACAGAACUAAAAGAGCCAAUUGAAAAAAUGUCAAAGCUUAUAGUGGAGAUUAAAGAAGCUGCUUCAGUUCCCGAAAUAACUGAUGUGAAGAAACCUGAGAUUCAAAAGGCUGCAGCUGCGUUGAAGCAACAAAUAGAGAAAAUUGAACAAAUUGCUUCUGACGCCAAAUCUAUACAAUCAUUGACAACACCUCUUCAAGUUCUCUCAGCUGCAAUUUCAACACUCGAAGAGUCCAAAGUAGAUGAGAAGGAAAUUCAGAAAUUUGUUAUGGCCAUUAAAAAGUUAACAAUGCCAGUUACUACGUUGGUAGAAGGAAUAAAUCUGCUUCAAAUUAAAAUGCAAAACCUUGCUCUUCCUCAACAGGGAGUCUUAUCUAUUGCUGAAAUAAAUGAACCAUUGCAGUUACUUAAAGAUUCUCUUUUAACUGUUGAAACUAUUUCUGCAGAAGAUAUUGGUGAAAUACCUUCGAUUCAAGAUGAAGGAGCAAACACUUUGGUGGAGUCACUCCAACAAUUAGCAAAUGUUGUUGUAAUUAGUACGGAAGCUGCAGAAAGUCGAGAAUUAUUAGAAAACCUGAAGCCUAAAAUGAAGCAAGUUAUAUCUGCCUUGAAACAACAAAUAGAAAAAGUUGUGCUCGAUAUCCCAACGUGCAAAGCUUUGGAAAUCGUGAAACCAAAUUUCGAAACACUUUCCGCAAAGUUGACCAAUAUAGAGACGGUUUUGGAAGAGAGUGUUAAACAGUCGCAACGUUUAGAUAUAUCUGCCUUACAAGAAAUAGCAAAACCUAUUUUGAAAUUAAAAGACGAAAUGCAAAAUUUACAAAUUAUUUCACAAGAACAAGCGCUAAUUCCUCAGCAAGGCGUGUUGGGAGUUAUGGAAAUUAAUAAACCUCUAGCUUCACUCUCCGAGUCUAUUGCGGAGGUACAAAAGGUCAUAUCUGACGAAGUUGGUGAUAUUUCCACACAGCAAGCAGAAAUAGUAACAAAUCUAACGCAGCCAAUUGAGAAGAUGUUAAAACUUGUUGUAGAGAUCAAAGAAGUUAUUUUAGUUCCAAAAUUAAUAGAAGAGAAAACUCCUGAGUUGAGAAGUGCUACUCUCGCAGUAAAGGAAAAAAUAGAGGAAAUUAUACAACUUAUCCCGGAAACAAAAUCUAUUCAGUCGCUGCAAACUCCAUUAAAAGCUCUCUCGGCAGCAAUAGCAGUAAUGAUAAAUGAAUUUCUUGGACCAGUUAGUGAAUUAUCAAACGAAAUAAACAUGCUGCAUCAAAGAGUACAAGAAUUAGCUUUACCCCAACAAGGGGUUUUAUCUAUAAUUAAAACAAAAGAGAUUUUAUCGUUGCUUAAAGCUUCAAUAGAAAAUAUUCCGAAGGAAAUCCUUGAGGAUAUGCCUCCCGCAGAAAUAGAAAUAUUAAAUACUUUAAUAGAACCAGUUAAACAAUUAUUAAUUGAUGUGGCAAUUAGUAAAGAAGUUAUUACAAAUCCUGAAUUACUGGAAAAACAAAAGUCGGAAAUGAAAACAUCAGUAACUGCCUUGAAGCAACACCUUGAACAUGUUAUACUACAUAUCCCAGAAAGUAAAUUUGUAGAAAAUUUAAAUCCCGUUUUCGCAUCUCUGUCAGCAGAACUAGCUCAAAUAGAACAAAUAUUAGAAGAGACUGUGGCAAAACCGAAACGUUUAGAUUUUGAUGCCUUAAGUGAAAUAAUACAACCUAUAUCACACUUGACACAGGAAUUACAAAACCUGAAAGCAGUUUUUCAAGAUUUGACAUCGCCGCAACAAAGUGUAUUGGGAGUUGUUGAAAUUAAUGAACCUUUGUCUUUAUUAUCUGCUUCCAUUUCGGAGAUCGAAAAAAAUUUAAAUGAAAAAACGGCGGAUGAUAUAUCUGUUCAACAAGCACAAGUCAUAAAAGAUCUGGCUACGCCCAUUGAAGAAAUAUCAAAACUUGUUGUUGACAUUAAACAGACCGUUUCAGUUGCUGAAAUAGCAGAAAAGAAGAAACCGGAAUUACAAAAGGCGACUUUAGCUAUGAAGGAACAAAUAGUAAAUAUUAUUAAUAUUAUCCCUGAAACAAAAUCUAUACAAGCAUUGCUUCAACCGCUGCAAGCUGUAUCCGCAGCGGUUUCAUCUGUAGAAAAACAAUGGGAAGAACCUGAACAGCAAAUUACGCAGGCUAUUCCAUGCGCGAUAGCAUCACCGCUCACACAUUUAAUUGAGGAAAUAAAUCAGCUUCAAAUGAAGGUACAUCAACUAGCUUUACCUCAACAAGGGGUGGUAUCUAUUGUUGAAUUAAAUAAGCCGUUAUUGUUGCUCAAAGAAUCUGUUUUGAACAUCGAAUGUAGUUCCAAGGAAGACUUUACUGAUGUAGUAAAUGUUCAAGAAGAAAUAGCAAGUAUCCUAGUAGAGCCAUUACAACUACUAUUGAAUGUUGUAGUGAAUACUAAUAAAUCUAUCACUACUCCAGAUCUAUUAGAAAACAUAAAACCAGAAAUGAGACAAUCUGUAUCCACUUUGAAGCAACAAAUUGAAAUUGUACUACAAAAAAUUCCAGAAAAGAAAAAUAUAGAGGCAUUGAAACUUUCUAUGACUACUCUAUCAACAGAAUUGUCAAAUAUAGAACAGAUGCUGGAGGUGGAGGAGAAACCAAAACGUCUAGAUAUUUCUGUUUUAAAAGAAAUAGCAAAACCAAUUUCAAACUUACAAAACGAGGUACAAAACUUGAAAGUUAUAUCUCAGGAACUGAACGUGUCACCACAGCAAGGUGUUUUAGGAAUUAUCGAUGUUAGUGACUCGUUAUCUUUAGUUUCGGCUACUAUAUCACAGAUACAGGACGCCAUAUUUGACGAAACAGUUGAUAUAACUCCACAACAAGCUAAAGUCAUAAGAGAUCUCACUGAACCAAUUGAAAGAAUGUCGAAACUUAUCGUAGAAUAUAAAGAAGUCAUUUCAGUGCCAAAAAUAGCGGAAGAGAAAAAACCACAACUGCAAAGUGCCGCUCUUGCGGUAAAAGAGAAAAUACAGAGAAUUGUGCAAUUAAUUCCUGAAACAAAAUCUAUACAAUUCUUGAUGAUACCACUUCAGUCUCUUUCUGCAGCACUGACACUAAUUGAGACACAGACUAAAAUUGAUGGUAAAAAGUUGAAGUUCACAGAAAUUCUAGAACCAGUUUUAAAGCUAGGUCAUGGUCUGAAUCAGCUAGAAUUAGAAAUAAAAAAACUUGGAUUGCCCCGAGAAGGUGUUUUAAAUAUUACGAGACUCAAUGGGCCUUUACUUUUGCUGAAAGAAUCACUUCAUGGUGUUGCGGAUGUUUCUGAAAUAAUAAGUGAGGCUUUAAAUGCCUUAAAGGAACCUUUACAAUCAGUAUCUAAUAUUGUGAACAUCAUGAAAGGAGACGUUAUAAAACCAGAACAAUUAAAUAUCCACAGAUCAAAUAUAAAGCCACAUUUGUCUCAGUUGAAGCAACUUACGGAAAAAAUCAUUGACGAGAUAGGUAGUGCAAAAUCCUUAGACAAGUUAAAAGAUGCAUUUACUUCUCUUUUGGCAGCUCUUUCGGAUUUAGAACAAAUAUUAGAGAGAGAAGACAAGAAGGUAUCAGAUACCUCUGUUAACAAGGAACUUAUUCAACCAAUAGCGAAUUUGAAAUUAGAGAUAGAGAACCUCAAGGAAAUUACUCAAAACCUUACAUCAUCACCACAACAGGGAGUAUUAAGCACAGCCGAAAUUAGCGAAUCUUUAUCCUUGCUGUCUUCUUCCGUGUCAGAAAUAGAAAAAGCAGUACAUGCGACGCAAAUUGAACCUACAUCGAUACAAGAAACAGAAGCAUCAGCAGUGCUUGUAGAACCAAUCGAAAAAUUAUCAAAAAUAGUUGUGGGUAUAAAAGAGAGUAUUUUAAAUCCACAAAUAGUUGAACAACAACAAUCUUCACUGCAACAAGCUACUCUUGCGGUACAACAACAAAUAGAAGAGAUUGCUCAGUUAACUCCAGAGGCCAAAUCUGUAAAGUUACUGGAAAUGCCACUUCAGUCUCUUUCAGCAACAAUUGCACUAAUAAAAGAAAAGCAAGCCCGACAAGACAUAUAUGCUGUGAGACAAAUCUCAGGUCCGGUUUUAAAAUUAACGGAUGAAGUCAAUCAAUUACAAAUAAAGAUGCAAGAAUUAGCUGUACCCAAAACUGGUGUAUUGACCAUAGUUGCAAUUAAUGAAACCUUACAAUCGCUUAAAUCAUCACUUUCAACUGUAGAAAAUCUUAAUAUAGAAGAAAGCGACGAUAUUUCACCGAUCCAGAAAGAAGUAGUAACUACUUUAAUAGAACCAUUACAGAAAUUACAGGGUGUGAUUGUAUUGAGCAACGAAAUAAUUACUAACCCCGAUUUGUUGGACAAAGAGAAAAGUGAAAUGAAAUCAUCUGUUUCUGCACUGAAGCAACAAAUAGAGAAAAUUCUACAAGAUGUUCCUGAAAGUAAAGCAAUUGGGAUUUUAAAACCUGAUUUCACCUCACUUGUAGCGAAAUUAAUGGAAGUGGAGCAAUCCUUGGAACAGAAGGUCGACCAAUCCGAACGUUUAGAUAUAUCCGUGUUACAGAACAUAGCCAAACCGAUUUCAAUAUUGAAGGAUGAAAUAGAAAGUUUAAAAAUCAUAUCACAAGAUUUAAAAGUAUCGCCACAAAGAGCUGAUUUAAACGUUAUUGAAAUAAGUGAACCUUUAUCUCUACUUUCUGCUUCAAUUUCUCAAAUACCAAGCAGUAUAGAUGAAACAGUCCAGGAUAUAUCUGCACAACAGGCUCAAAUUCUUUCAGAUUUUAAGCAGCCAAUUGAAAAACUUUCAAAACUUGUUAUAAAUAUUAAAGAAACCAUGUCAGUUCCCGAGAGAGUGCCCGAAAGUAAAUCCGAUAUGAAAACAGCUGUACGGGCGUUAAAAGAACAUAUAGAUAUCAUUGUGCAAUGUACUUCUGAAGCGAAAUCUAUACAAGCAUUGAUUGUGCCACUUCAAGCUCUUUCAGCAGCGAUGUCAGUGUUGGAAAAAGAACCUAAACCUGAUAAAAGUGAAGGACGACGGGACAUACUGUUGAUUAAAGAAAUAUCCAAACCAGUCUCUGCUUUGUCAGAGGAGAUAAAUCUUGUUCAUGCAAAAAUUCAACAUCUUGCGCUAUCUCAACAAGGAGUUUUGUCUAUAACUGAAAUAAAUGAGCCAUUGUUACUACUUAAAACUUCCCUUUUGGAUGCAGAAAAUAUCUGCAAAGAAAAUCUUGAAGAUAUAUCAGUUAAUCAAGCUGAACUGGCAAAUACUUUAGUGGACCCAUUACAGAAAUUGCUAAGCGUUACAGUUUUUAUUAAGGAAGUUAUUAAUAGUCCCGAGUUGUUAGAACAACAAAGGCCUGCUAUGAAAAAAACUAUUUCUCUAGUAAAGCAACAUAUAGAAAAAGUCAUGCAGGAAACUCCAGAACACAAAUGUAUAGAGAUUCUAAAAACUGCUCUUGUACCUCUCUCAGCGUCGUUAACACAUGUAGAACAAAAUUUGAAUCAGACUGUUGAUGGAAAGAAAUCUGCAUUAAAAGAAAUCGCUGAACCAAUAACGAAUCUAAAAAAGGAGAUUCACAAUCUUCAAAUAACUUUGCAGGAGUCUCCGCAGCAGGGUGUUGCAGAUACCAUUGGAAUUAUCGAGCCGCUGUCUUUACUUUCCGCUUCAGUUUUAGAGAUAGAAAAGGCAAUAAAUGAGGGAGACAUUCAAAGCAUACCAGCGGAACAACAAGAAACAGUUACAGUUCUUAUAGAACCUAUUAAAAAAUUAUCAAAAGUUGUUGUUAGCAUAAAAGAAGGCGUUUUAACAUCGCAAGUAGCGGAAAAACAGACGCCAGAAAUGCACAAGGCUGUUCUUGCGUUAAAAGAGCAGAUAGAGAAGAUUGUGUAUUCUACUCCAAAACUUCAGUCGCUACAACUACUGGCUACGCCUCUCAAAACUCUCUCUGCGGUAAUUUCUCUUAUAGAGAAUCUCUCUCAAAAAGAGACAAGAAAAAUUCGCGAACGCAUUCUUACGAAACCAGCAGAAACAAUUUCAAAUUUAAAAAAAGGAUUAGAAGAACUCCAUCUAAAAAUUCAAGACCUUGCGGUACCUCAAAAAGGAGUCUUGUCUGUUACAGAAAUUAAAGAACCAUUGUCGUUACUAGAAACUGCAGUAUUAAAGAUAGAAGAAACUGUUCAAGAACUAGCUCCUACUGAUUCCGAAUAUAUAUUUGGAUUAAUACAACCGUUAUCGGAAAUUUUAAAAGUUGUCGUUACGAGUAACGAUGCAUUAUCUAAGCCAGAAAUACUGGAGCUGCAAAGACCUGAAUUGAAAAAAGCAUUCAUUUCUUUAAAACAGAAAACAGAUGAAUUGCAGAAAAUUGCGGAUGUUAAAGUUGUAGAUUUGCUCAUACCUCCUCUUCAGUCACUUUCAUCAGCUAUUACGCAAAUAGAAGAAUCUUUAAAAGAAUCUGAAGCACCACCAGUAAAAGAAAAAGCCUCCUCUUGUGAAAGAAAGGAUUUAAUUCGACUAGAUGUUUCGUCAAUGAAAGAAUUAUCACCACCCUUAGCUAUUUUAGGCGAUGCCUUAACUCAACUUAAAAUAAAAGCCCAAGGUACUUCUGUGGCAUUAGAUAAGGGCGUUUUAUCUGUAAUUGAAAUAAAUGAACCUCUUUCUUUGGCAACAACUUCAGUUUCACAAAUUCUAAACCAAGUACACGAAGAAAAAACUCAAGAUUUAUCACAGCAUCAGUCCGAAUUAAUUAUUGCUUUAAUCGAGCCACUAAAAAGCCUUACUAAAGAAGUGGUGGAUUGUACUGAAAUUGUCGAAGCACCAGAUAAAUUAGAUAAACAACGAAAUAAGAUGAAAAAAGUUGUACUUGACUUUAAACAAAUUUUAGAGCAGAUACCACCAGCUAUAAUUGGAGCACUGACUAUUCAACCAUUGGUAAAUCCCAUAGAAAAGCUAUUGAUAACGAUUUCUAAUAUUGAGAAAAAUUUGGAGGCGAAAAAAUCUGACAGGACUGAUAUUUCUGCUGUAAAGGAAAUAACAAGCUCAGUUUCUACCUUGAGAGAUUCAUUAAAUCAAAUGAAAAUUAAAGUAAAAGAAAUUGGUAAGCCCUUGGAAGGUGCAUCUGUCAUUAAAUUGGAUGAAUGUGUAUCUUUUCUUAACAUCUCCCUAUCUGAAAUUCAAAAGAUACCUAUUGAGGAAACUGCACAGGAUAUUUUACCUGAGCAGGCUAAAGAAAUUCUUGAUCUAGUUAAACCUAUAAAUAAAUUAUCAACCGUUAUUGUGGAUUCUACACUUGCAUCACAACCAAAUCAACCGCAAACGAUUGCAGCUAUUGUUAACCUACAAGAUCAAAUCAAAAAUGUAAUACAAAUUAAAUCUAAAUCUAAACACAUGAAAUCUGUAAAAUCUUCCGUACAAUCACUGUCGAAAGCUGUAACGCACUUAGAAGAAUUCUUAAAUGUUGUAAAACCUCAACGACUAGACAUAACUGCUAUCAAGGAAAUAACAGAACCAAUCUUAAAACUGAAGGAUGAGAUUUCCCAAAUCAAAGACAAAUCCCAAGAACUAAAAUUGGAACAAAAAGGACUAUUAGUCGUCACGGAAAUCUAUGAGCCCUUAGAAAUGUUACAGUCAUCGAUUUUUAAUAUCGAAAAUUCUACUUCUGAUGAAAUCCCAGAUAUAUCAUCUAUUCAUGCAGACACAAUAAGAAGUUUGACCGAACCGUUGAAACAAUUUAGAGAACUAGUUUCCGCUACUAAAGGACUGUUACCAAAAUCAGAACUUUUAGAUCAACAGGUACCACCAGCGAAGGAGGUAAUGCAUGCUUUGAAGAAGCAAAUCCAGAAGGCUUUAGAAGUUUGCCCCCAAAACAUGUCAGUACAUUUACUACAGGCCCCCCUUCAGGCUCUUUCAUCGUCUAUAGAACAUAUGGAGAGUUCCUUAGAAGAAGCAGAUAGAAAGUUAGAGCGAUUAGACCUUUCAACUUUGAAGGCAUUAGAAAAACCAUUUGAACAUUUAAAGAAUGAGAUCAGUCAAAUUUCCAUGAAGACUGAGACGCUGCAUUCAUCACCUCAAAAAGGAGUACUGUCUGUAACUGAAAUUAAAGAACCUUUAUUACUGGUGUGUAAUGCUUUAGAAGGUGCUGAAAGAAUAAUUAUGGAAGAUAAAACUGAAGAUAUCACACCACAACAGGCAGAAGUAUUAAACGCAUUAAUCAAACCUGUUCAAAGAAUGCUAAAAAUUGUUGUAGAUAAUAAAGAAUUUAUUUCAAAGCCGGAACUAUUGACAAAACAGAAACCAAAAGUAAAAAAGGCUAUAUCUGCCUUAAAACAAAAUAUAGAAAAGGUUACACUUGAGUGCGCAGAAGCCGAUUCCAUAAAACCAGUUGUAAAAUCCCUUGAAGUUCUAUCUGGAGCUAUUUUAGUUGCAGUGAAAAGCUUAGACAGUGAAGAGAAAGUGAAGGAACGUCUUGAUAUCAGCGCUAUAAAGAAGAUCGAAGUACCAAUCACUGUCUUAAAAGGGGAAUUAAUUGAUCUGAGUGAAAAAAUAACGAAUCUUGCUAGCGCACCUAACAAGGCAAUCAUAUCCCUAACUCAAAUUGCCCAGCCUUUAUCAGAACUUCUUACCGCAGUUGUAGAUGCACGAAAUAAAAUUUCUAAAGAAAACGUACAGGAUAUAUCACCCAAACAGGAAGAGACAUUUGUUACUAUAACAGAACCACUGCAGAAGUUAUCAGAGUUAGUAGUGACUACCAAAAAUACUUUAACUAAGCCGGAAGUAUUUGAAAGUAAUAAACCUGAAGCAAAACAUGCUGUCUCUUCAUUGAAGACACAUAUUGAGAAAGUUAUCCUGAUACUACCAGAAACUAUAGCUUUUCAGACAUUAAUAAAUCCUCUCGCUGCUCUCUCAGCGAGUAUCGAUCAAUUCGAAAAAUCUUUAGAGGAAGAACAAGUACAUCUGGAGGGCACUACUGUUGAAGAAAUAGUGAAAUCUAUUUCGAUUCUAUCAAACGAAGCGGAUAAGCUUCACAAUGUAUCACAACAACUACAUGUCACGCCUAAUGAAGAGAAAAUGUUAUCUAUAAUUCAAGUAAAUGAACCAUUAUUGUCGUUAAAGGAUUCACUUUUAACUUAUGAGAACAUUGCAAAAGAUACCAAAGCAAGAGAGACGUUGGAAGAACUAGUUAAAUUGAACGAGCCAAUACAAAAGGUUACGGAAAAUAUCGUCCUUAUUACAGAAAAUGUUUCGGAGCCAGAAAUUUUAUUAGAACAGAAACCUAAAAUGAAACAAUCUCUAAGUGACUUGAAACAACAUAUCGAUACAAUAACGCAAAAAAUACCUGAUCCUAAUUUCGUGACUAUACUCAAUAAUCCCCUGCAAAAGUUUUCGGCUACACUAGAGAACGUAUUGAAAUGUUUAGAAGCUUCCGAUAAAAUUGUGAAACCAGUUCAUGGUAUAAAGCAAAUAGUCGAGUCGGUAACAAAUUUGAAAACGGGAAUACAACAGUUGCAAGUAAAGGUACAAGAUAUGCCGUCUCCACAAAAGGGAGAUUUGUCAAUUGCUGACACAAACAAAUCCUUAUCCGAACUUUAUGCAUCGGUUUCUGAAGUCGAAACUGUUGCCUCAGAGUUGACAGCACAAGAUUUACCUCCUACAUAUUCCGAGGCAAUUGGUAAAUUGGUAAGUCCUCUAGAAAAGCUGACCAAACUAGUGGUUGAAAAUAAUCAAGCCAUUGUGAAACCACAUAUAUUGGAACAACAGAAACCUGAAAUAAAGAAAGCUGUCGCUGCGAUAAAGCAGGAAAUAGAUAAAAUUGUUCAGACUACUCCGGAGCCUCAAUCGUUACAAAUAUUGACAAAGUGGCUACAGACACUUUCAGCCAAGGUAGAAAAUAUAGAAGCAAUUUACGAGGAACUCAUUCAAAAGAAAUUAAAUAUUUUUGCUAUAAAAGAGCUACCUAAGCCGAUAUUAAAUUUAAAACAACAAAUAGAACAACUUUCGUCUAAAGUCAAAGAAAUGAAAAUUUUACCGCAAAAGGGGGUGCUGACUGUCAUAGACUUAAAUGAACCUUUGAAAUUAUUGUAUUCCUCAGUUUCAACUCUGCAAUCCAUUGAAGAACCUGUUGACGAUAUUACAGCAGAUCAAGCGGAAGCACUGACUUCACUGAUAGAACCGCUUAAUAAAGUAAGUGAUGCAGUCGCUAGUACCCAAGAAGUUAUAACAUCUGUUCAGUCACUUCAAAAACAAGAGCCUGAUAUGAAAAUUGCUAUAUCUUCGCUGAAGCAACAAAUAGAAAAUGUUAUACAAAAAACUGUGGAUGCCAAAUCAGUCGAAAAACUUUUACCACCACUACAAAGUGUUUUAGUGGUAGCAUCGUCUGUAGAAAAAUCUUUGCAAUCUGUGCAGAGGCAAGACAAUGCAGCUAUAAAAGAAAUGGCAAAGAUAGUAAUGCAUCUACAGAGCGAGGUAGCACAAUUAGAAACGCAAAUCAAAGAUGUGAGUCCUUCGUCACAUAACGCGGUGUUAUCCGUUAUAGAAAUUAGGGAGCCUUUGUCGUUACUUAGUGCUUCCAUCUCAGAACUAGAGAGAGUAGAUCUUCAAGAACCUGUUCAAGAUCUAUCUAUAGAACAAACAAACCUAUUACUAGAUUUAUCUAAGUCUUUAGAUAAGUUAUCCACUAUUGUGGUAAAUAGUAAGGAAACAUUAAGAAAACCAACAGUACUAGAACUCCAGAAAGCAGAGUUGCAGAUUGCUGCUUCUGCAAUAAAACAACAUAUAGGCAAAGUUUUGCUAGAAGCAUCAAAAGCAAUACCGGUAAAGAAGCUAGAGAUACCUCUUACUGCUCUUUCUGCAGCUAUUGAACGGGUAACAGGUGUUUUAGAAGCAGACGAAGAAAAAUUGAACCAGAAAAUUGUCUUAUUCUCUAACCUUGAUGGUGUUCAUACUUCUCUGAAGAACUUAAAACGGAAUUUGGAACAUUUAUUGAAAAAACGUGGUCGCGCACCUCUAUUAAAUAAAUCUAUAAUAGGAUCUGCUCUUGAUAUAAGCGAGUUCAUUACUUCUGCUUGUGAAGUAAUCAAUGCUGUCAAGAAUAAAACAGAUAUAGAUACAGGCCCAUCUGAUUUGUGUGAUAAUUUGAAGACAUUUGAAUUAACUUUAAAUACUCUUGAUGCUGUAAUAGCUGAGUUAGCUGAAUCCAAAGUAAUUUUCCAAAAUGAUACUAUAGUAAAUAACCUAGCAAUAGCAAUUUCUACGUUUGAGAAGUUAACUGGAUAUUUUACACCAAUAAAGUGCUAUUCCGACUUUGCUCUCCCGCUAAAUGGAAUUUUGGUUCAAUGCAGAGAAAUGUUGAAACGCUUCAACGAACUAAAAACCACCGUAUUGGAUUUAAACACAAUUAAAUUACCUCUCUGCGCAUUGUACGAAGGAAUUAAACUUCUUAACUUUGAAGCUACCUGUGAUAAAGAUCAAAAUUUUGAAGAAUUCUGCUUGUUACAUGAACCGCUAUUUGAAGUUAUAGACAUUUUAAGCAGAGGCGAAAUUGAUGCAGACAGCAUUAAUAAUUUGAAGAAUAUAAUUGAGCCUAUUACAAAAUUCUCAUCCGCUGUUAAUACUGUUGGUAGUAUUGAUAACAAGAACAAACUGCAAAAUGUAAAAUUGGAUAUGAUUAAACAUCUACAAAACUUAAAAAAUAGUAUAGAUAAUACAACUGUCCUAUUUGUAAGUUCGAAAGACAACGCUCGUGUUCUGCAGACUCUAAUCAACCUGUCGAAGAAAGUUGAAAAUGUACUGCAGAAGUUCGAACAGGCAGAAGUGCAAAGGAAUGAUUUAACUGUUGUUAAACAUUUGAAAUUACCUGUUGGGCAGUUACAAGAAGAAAUGGUUAUACUAACUAGCAAUUUUGACAAAUUAUCGGAAGACGAAAGGUUUGCGUGUGACUUAACUGCUCCUAUAAGUGAUUUAUCUGCGGCUUUAAAUAUAGUGGAAAAACUGGCUAAAGAUCGUAAAACAGAAGACAUAACAGCUAGCGCCCUUCAAGCUUUCGAAAACAUUAUUCCACCGUUUGAAGAUUUACUGAUUGAAUUUGUUAAAAUAAAUUCUACACUUGAAAAAACAAACACGAUAAGAGACCAGUACACUAACUUCAUCAAAUCGUUAAACAGGCUUAAGGAGUGUAUCGAUACUCUUUUGUUAGCGCCCGUUGAAACGAAGACGGUGGAAGUUCUUUUUAUGCCGCUACAAGCUUUGACCCAAAGAAUUACAGAAAUUAAAAACAAACUAACGUCUAAAAUAGAAUUCGAACAAGAUGAACACCGCACCCGCUUAAUACAACCACUUGUAUCUGUAAAAGAAGAACUACUAGCUUUAAAAUCGGAUAUAAAAAUACUGCAAACCCCACCUCUGAAUGCAGUUUUAUCAGUAACAGAAAUGGAAGUUCCUGUUCAAAAGAUCAUCGAAACAUGUAGAAGUUUAGACUCUAAACUAAUCCCUAAAUUGGAACAAAUUAACGACACCGUAGCAACACCCUUUGGUGAGUUACUGAGAGCUCUGGUUACAGUAAAAUCCGUCAUGACCAGUCCAGAACUUACCGUCUUAGAGUUGCCAGUAUUGACUAAAGUAUUAAAGUCGGUAAAAGCUAGUACUGAGUUAAUUGCGUCAGAUCCAACGUUUGAUGAAACUAAAAUUAAUGAACCAAUAGCUACACUAAACAAAAUGAUAUCAGACAUUAUAGAAGAAAGUGUUAAACUGAGAAACGACUUUAAAACUUUAACAAAUCUCGAUCAAGCAUUGGAAAAUCUAAUGAAUACUGUUAAAGGCCUUAAUACAAAUGCAAAUGCGUUAGCGGCAAUAAGCGAGGCAAAUAUUUUGGUUUUGGAAAAGUUGUCAGAACCAAUAAAACAACUUCAGGAUAAUAUUAGGUUUGCCAAAGACACCGGACAUGACUUAAACGACUUUUCUCUUGAAUAUGCUACAAAAAUAUACAAUGCAGGUGAUAAAAUAACAGGACUGGCGUUAUUCUUGGAAGAUAUCCUUGGGGACAUUAACACCUUAGACGAGGAUCUGUGCUGUAUUCUGGAAGAUCUAAGGAACGAUUUUUCAGAAACUUCCCGUACUGUGUCAUUAAAUGAAAAAAUGGAGAUAGUAUCGCAGUCUCUCUUAUUAUUUGCAGAAAGUUUAUCUUUACCUAUUAGCCAAUUUAGGAAGACGAUACUGGCUAAAAGGAAGGAUAUGAGAUUUAUUCUCGAUUUGAAAGAUGCUGUAAGUCACCUUAGAAAUAAUUUAGAUAAGAAUUUAGCAACCCUUAAAUUGAUGCCAUCACUCGACUUACUGCAAGCGACUUUGUCUGAAACAGAACAAAACAUAGCAUCUAAAGGAAAAAGCGAUAUUACUGCAAAUAUAUCACAUAAAUUAAAGUUAUCUGAAAGCAUAUCAGAUCUUGAUAUCGCUUUACAAGGUUCUGAAAAUGACGUAAAGAUUUUAAAACAUCUAGAGUUGGUAGAGAACAAACUAUCACAAACUAUAGAUACUCUAAAUAAUGUAAAAAUUUUAAAACCUGUCAAUAAUCCCCUUGCUGUAUUAAAAGAUGCAAUAGUUGAUAUAAUUAAAGAAAUAAGAGAAAACCAGUUAAUAGAUGAAAAUAGGAAAGAACAAAAUAAAGAAGAGGAGAUUAAAGUGGAAGAAGAGCCAGAUAAAGACAAAAAACUUAAUAAACCAAAACAAGAAGUAGAAGACAAAAAUGAACCGACAGGCGAAAAAGAAGUGGAAGAGUUGCGUAGUAAAGAACAGGUUUCAACGGAAAUCCAAGAGGAACCACAGAGAGGAAAGCAAGAUAAAAAGAAAACUAAAAAAGAAGAAACUGGAAAAGAUGAAGCUAAAGUUAAGAAACCAGAUAUAGAACCAGAAACGAAGAGCAGCAUUGUGGAAGAUAAAAAAGAAAUUAAAACAGAAAUUGAAAAUAAUAAAUUAAAAUCUGUGGAAGAAACAAAAGAGAAAGUUACUGUAGAAGAAAAUGAACAACAAAUAAAAAGUGAAACUGAUGAAAAACCUGAAACUGAAACAAAAGAAGAGGAAGCAAAACUUGAAGAUGAAGGAAAUAAGCAAAUUUUAAAAAAUAAAAGUGAGAAGCCGGCCAUGGAAAUCAAGGCUGAAGUAGAAAAAGGUAAAGAGGAUGAUGCCGGAAAAACAAGUAAAGAAAAAGGAAAGAGUGAAAGUAAAGAAAAAUCUGAUAGUAAAACUGAAGAAUUGAUUACAGACAAAGUUGAAGGGAAGAUCACUAAGGACGAGAAAACUGAACAAGACAUAAAAGAACAAUCUGAACCUAAAAAGAAGGAACUAGGUGAUGACAGAGUCAAAGCUUCAGAUGAGGAAGGUAAACAGGAUCUAAAAGACAAAGAGUGUGCCGUGGCAGUAAAAGCAGGAGAGGAAAUAGAUAAAGACAAGGAUGCGACAAAAGUAGGUAAAGGAAAGGGAAAACGUAAAGAAAAAUCUGACAAGAAAAAGGAAGAACUGAUUAAAGAUAAGGUCGAAGAGAAAGUUAUCGAAGACGAGAAAGCUAAACAAGAAAUACAAAGUGAAGUUAAAGAGAAGUCAGAAUCUAAAAAGGAGGAAUUAAGUGAGAAAGACAAAGUGAAAGCUGCAGACGGAGAAAGUAAACAAGACUUAAAAGAUAAAACUGAGGGGGAACUUGAUGUAGAAGUUAAAGCACUAAAGGAAAAAGAUAAGGAUGCCGAAAAAGCAAGUAAAGAAGAAGCAGAAGGUGAAAAUAAAGAAAAGUCUGACGCAGUUAAAGAAAGUGUUAUCAAAGAAGAGGAAGCGAAGCAUGAAAUAAAAAGGGGAAUUGAAGAAAAAUCUGAAACGGAAAAGAAGGAAUUAGGUGAGAAAGACGAAGUGAAAGCUGCAGAUGAGAGAAGUAAAAAAGAUUUGAAAGAUGAAGAGAAGGAUGUUAAAAAAGAAAAAGGAGGAAGUGCAACUAAAGAGAACAACAAAAAGGAAAAAUUAAUGUUAGACAAAGAUAAAGAAAUGGUAGAUAAACAAGAUAUACAAAACGAAACUGAGACGAAAAAGAAGGAAUCAAGCGAUGAAAAGGCGGCCAAACCUACAGAAGAAGCGAAAAAAGAUAAAACUGGGGAGGACCUUGCAGUAAAAAAGCAAAAAACACUAGAAAAGGAUAAAGAAAGUGAUCCUAAGAAAGCAAGUAAACGAAAAGUAAAAGGUGAGAGUAAAGAGAAAUCUGAAAUUAAGAAGAAAGAAGUGGCUGCGGACGAAACUAAAGAAAAAAAUCUGGAAGAAGAGAAUAAAAAGGAAAUUAAAAAUGAAACUGAAGAGAACACUGAAAUUAAAAAGGAAGUUCUAAGUGAGAAAGAGAAACAUGUAGCUGACACAAAUAAGCAAGACUUAAAAGACGAAAGCAAAGAGCCUGCAAAUAAAACGAAAACAGUAGUGGAAAAAGAUAAAGCAGAUGAUAUUGAAAAAGAAACGGAACGGCAAUUAAAGGAUAAAGGUAAGGAAAAAUUACAAACAGAGAAAGAAGCCAGCGGCGCAGAAAAAAGUAAAAUUGUAGAAGAAAGUAAACAAGAAAUAGAAACUAGUCUUAAAGAGAAAGCAGAUAUUAACAAGGAAAAAAAUAAAAGCGAUAAAUCUGCAGAUAUAAUGAAAGAUAAAGACAUCCAACAAGACAAUAAAAAAGUAAAAGGAGAAAAACAGACAAAAAUUGAUGAAUCGAAGAAAAAAGGUGUUGAACCUAGAGAUGAAGUUAACGAAAAAGAUUCAAAAAAAGACAAGAAAGUCGUACAAGAUGAAACUAAAAAGACAACUGAAGGUAAAAGGAAAAAGUCCAGUGAGAAAGAAAAAGAGGUUACAGAAAUUUUAGAAAAAGACUCGAAGAAAGGAAAAGAAGAAUUGAAAGAUGGAGAAAAAAUUGAAACUAAAACUGAGGAAUUGAGUGUAAACGAAAAAGUUAAACACGAGGAGGCAAUUAAAGAAAAUGAUAUUAAAAAUAAAAGUGAACAAGAUAUAAAACGUGAAACUGAUCUGACUGAAGAAGACAACAUAAAAGUAAUAUCUCAAAAAGACAAUGCCGAAGAAGAUGUUAUAAAGGAAGAAAAAUCCGAAACAAUAGAUGAUGUAAAACAAAAAGCGUUGAGUGAGGAAGAAAAGGUUAAAUCUGAAGAUAUAAAAGAAAGCAAACGAGAGGUAAAAAGUGAAACCGAACUUAAAAAGAAAAGAUCAGCUGAGGAAAUAAAAGAUAAAAGUAAACUUGAUAGCGAAGUAACAUCCACCAAAGAAGAAAUUAAAAAACCGGUGGAGGAUGAAGCUGACAAAAAAUCUAUGAGAGAUAAGAAGUCAAAUGAGAAACGUAAAGACAGAGAUGCCAUCAAAGACAUCAAAGAGGGAGACGACGGAAAAAAGAAAGGUGCAGCUAAAAGAAAUAUUAACGAAAGCGAUAUCAAAACCGAAAAGAAUAAAGAAGAUACAAAAAUUGAAUCUGAAAAACAAUCAGAAAUUAAAAAGAUCGGAGAUAUUAAGGAAGCGGAUGUUAAAUUAGAAAAUAAAGUUGAACAAAAAGGCAUUAAAAAUGAAAGUAAAGGAGAUUUAAAACAUGAAGCGAAAGACAAACUUGACAUAAAAGAUGAACCACAAAAAGUAGAGGAAGGAAAAAGUAUUACUGAACAAAAGGAAAAAGAUAAGAAGACAGAAGACAUAGUGAAAGAGAAGGAUACGACACCUGCAGAAAAAGAGACUAAAGAUGAAAAUGUGGUUAAACCUAAGAAACAACGGAAAGAAAAGCCACUGGAACCCAAAGAUUUAAAAGCAGAUGGGAAAUCCUCAUCAACACCGGAUAUUAAAGACACAAAGUCAGAAUCUGCUGAACAACAUAAAAUAUCAGAAACAGAAAAGAAAGAACCGAAAACAGAUUUAAAAGAAAAGGAAAUUACUACAGAGGGAGAUAAGACAGUUUCUGAAUCUGUCGAAGAAAAAGAUAAAAGAGUGAAAGAUAUUACAGACGAUAAAACAAAAUCUGCAGGUAUUGCACAAAAAGAAAUAAAUGAAAAGGAAGUUAAAGAGGAAAAACCCCUUCAGACGGAGAAACUUACAUCAGAAGAAAAAGUAAAACAAACUGAAAGUAAUAAGGAUGAAGGGAAGAAAGAUGCAAAACAGAAAAAAGUUAAAGGAACAGAGAAGAAAUCUAAAGAAGAAAAAGAAAAGUCAAGUGAUAGAGAUAAAAAGAGUGAGAAAGUAUUAGAAAAUCAGACAAUAUCUGAUCUAGAAGUUAUUGAACAUAAAGCCGAUAAACGGGAUGAUUUGAUAGAAGAAACAGGUCCAAAAACUGUUCAAGUUAUUCCUGAAGAUAAACGAUUACAAGAUAAAGUAGUGAACGAGAAAGACUCACAAAAACCAAAAGAAGAUAAAGGUAAUGAAGAAACUGACAGACUUAGAGAGGCAAAAGAAAGUAAAGUAGAUACUGAAACCCUUCUUGAAAAGAAAUUGGAGGAGAAAAAGAAAAGCGUAACGGAGAUCGAGGAAACAGAAAAGAAAAAGACAAAAGCUGCAUCAUCAAAAAUAAAAGAUAAAGGACCGAGAACCAUGUUAGAAACAGAAAAAGAUGUUAAAGAUUUAAAGGCAAAGGAUGAAUCUUCCAUUACAGUUAACGGUGAAGUGAAAUUAAAGAAGGAGGAAAAAGUAUCGAAAUUAGAGGAAGAAGAGAAAUCGGUAGAAGUAAAAUCUAGAGAGGAAAUUAAAAAAAGUAAAGAGCCUAUUCGUCAGGCACGUAAAGAUUUGAAGUCUGGUAUAAAAGACAAAGAUAAAAUAGACAAACAACAAGAUAAAGUGAAAAAGGAAGAAGACAGGGAAGAUAAAAGUAAAAAUUUAAUAAAUGGCACCACCGUUAGCCCGUACACAGACGAUGUGGAAUCGCAACAUUCAAACAGGCACGCAAUUUUAGAAACCAAGCAAAUAAGACCAGAUAUAGAUUUAGACAUGUACAAGCCGACAUCUUACCACGGACCAAGAUUUUCAGAAAGAAAACCAACAUUUACUACCAACUUAACCAGUCGCACUGCCACAACUGGAUGUAGAGUUAAAAUGACGUGUAGUGUUAUCGGGGAAGGAACUGAAAUAAAUUGGUUCAAAAAUGGUAAACCCGUCUCCUCUGAAACUAACUACUACAUAGAAUAUUCGAACAACGUGGCAACCUUAGAAAUUUUGAACACGUCUCCUGAUGAUUCUGCAGAAUAUUCAUGUGUAGCUAAAAACGAGCAUGGGAUGAGCUCAACAUCGGCCGAUCUAAAAAUAAUAGAUGGAUUCGAUCCUUCGCCUCUCCCGCCUACAUUUACAAGACCUAUUCGAGAUUACUACCGAAUUAAACAGAAUGAACUGACUUUAGAAUGCAGAAUCAGAAGUCAGCCUGCUCCGACAAUAAAAUGGUACAAAAAUGGAGAGGAACUGAGCCCAAGCAUGAGAGUUGCCCAAAGCUACUUGGCUGAUGGUAUAUGUAAGUUAUCCAUAUCUAACCCUGACAAAACCGACAGUGGAAGGUAUACCUGUAGGGCAGAGAAUAAAUCAUGGAAUGAUCAAAUAUCCCACGAGGUCAAAUUCACUUCAAAGGAAGAUUACAUAAAAGAAAAAUCGGAACAUAGGACAAUUUUUAAAUCUACUACAUCUGAAUCAAGAAGACCUUACUUCUCCGGAGUUUUGACGGACAACUUCGUCCCUUCAGGUGGCGUAAUGGCUCUGCAGGUGCAAGUGAAAGGUAGUCCCGCUGAAGUAACAUGGUUCAAAGAAAGCGCUAAGUUACCAAAAGCAUCUCCAAGACAUAGAACAUUUGAGGAACAUGGAGUUCACACAUUAGUCGUACCAAAUAUAAAUGAAUAUGAAGCAGGAAAAUAUACUUGUAGGGCAUCUAACUCAUAUGGACGUAUAGAAACUUCAGCUUAUGUCCAAGUGGUGCACCCGUCGUUGAUUCGAGAAGGAAAACCGGCAAUGUUUUUGUCCAGGCCUGAGAAAAUCUUGAACGUAGCUACUGGGGAAGACAUAGUUGUCUCCUUUAGAGUAACUGGAGAUCCAAAGCCAAGAGUUACUUGGAUGAAAGGCUUAAGAGACAUAACGGACAGUUUGAGAUCCUUAAAAGAAACAUCAGACGACUAUGUCAGGUUUACCCUGAAGAGGGCAACUAAUGACGAUGUCGGUACUUACUGUAUUCUUGCUAAAAAUCGAUAUGGCUGUGAUAGAGCGUUCUUCACCGUGCGCUUAAGGCAUAGGGCGCGAUCUGUGACACCUUCGAGGGAGGAUGCGCAAACAAUUUUGGCAGACAUUCCAUCGUACCGUGAGAGACGUUCAAUGACUGAUGUUCCUGGACCGAUUCCCGGUGAGCCGGUGGUGGUCGACACGGGCCGCAACUGGGUCAGCCUGUCCUGGGGUAAACCAGAACACCGAGGUGCUUCCUCCAUCGUGGCGUACCGUGUCGACGCCUGGUUGAGGGGUGGAGAGGGCGCGAGAUGGGUGGAACUAGGUAUGUCUCCCUUGAACACCUUCGACGCCUUCAACCUUAAGCCAGGGGGCGAGUAUCAGUUCAGGAUUACUCCAAGGAACAGGUACGGAUGGGGAGAGAGCGUCCAGAGCGGUACCAUCAUAGUAGGCAAGCACAACGCUUUGCCCGAAUUUACCAAGAUCUUGCCUGGACAGCUAAAGGCUUUGCUAGGGUCCGAUAUUGCUCUCGAAUGCGAGGUUCGUGGAGAUCCAGUCCCAGCCAUCACCUGGUCAAGAGAUUCCAUCGAAAUAUUUGCGGAAGAUGACGACCGUUACAGCAUCACACAAAAAGGCGGUUCGUGCUCGUUAACAAUUUCCAAUCUGCAAGAAGUCGAUUCGGGAAGAUUUAUGUGCGAGGCCGUGAACAAAAUUGGAAGGGUUUCAACGUACGCGAGACUGUUUGUCGUUAAGGAUCCCAAAAUUCUCACAGCCGAUAAAAAUUUGAAACUAUCGAUUAGAGACUUUGACAAAACAACAGAACUACCUCCCCAAUUCACCAUGCGACUCAGAGACAGAAGAGUCCAAAUGUCGUACCCGGUCCGUCUGACUUGCCAAGUCGCGGGAUGCCCAGAGCCUACAGUAAAAUGGUUCAGAGACGGUCAGGAAAUCCAAAAAGAUGCUCGGCAUGCGUUCUCGACUGAAGACAACUUCCAUACAUUGGAAAUAGACAAAGCCCAUCUGGAGGACUCUGGUGUUUACAGUGCUACUGCUCAUAAUACCUUUGGAUCCGUAUCCUGUCGGUGCAAUCUUGUAGUCGACAAGGGCAUUAAGGCUUAUAUUUCUCCAGAAUUUUCCAGCCAAUUGGAGCUGUCGUCGUCGGAAGUGCGCGAGGGAAGUGAACUGAGAUUAUCUGGCAUUGUCGAGGCUUAUCCCACAGUUGGUAUAAUGUGGUACAGAAAUGGGCUGAAACUUCGCCCGUCAAGACGAUCGGUGAUGACUUUGUCCUAUGACGGCCGUGUCGAGUUGUCGAUUGGUGGAGUUACCAAGAAAGACGCUGGAGUUUACACCUGCGUAGCUACCAAUGAAGUUGGGAGAGCUGAAAGCAGUGCCAAGGUAGACGUGACGGAUGGGAAAUCUCUUGCGGUACCUCGGGAAAAACCCGUUAAAAAAGAUGUUGAAAUUCCGUAUUCCAAGGAGCCUAAAUUUUUGAAAAAGCCAAGAUCUACCGAAGCAUAUGAGGGUGACAACAUUGUCAUCUUGUGCGAAGUUAUUGGAGAUCCUAAACCAGAAGUUGUUUGGCUUCGAGAUUUUUUGAAGCCUGACUAUUACAGAGAUGCCGCACACUUCCAUCGGGUUGGAGAUGGACCCGAAUACCGUUUGGAGAUUCCCAACGCCAAAUUAGAUUACACAGGCACAUACACCGUGUACGCGAAGAACUGUAAUGGGGAUACCAAGGCGAUCAUAUCUUUGCAGAUAAAAGUCAGAGAUCCUAAAAUGCCAACUGGAACAAUGGACAAAAAGAAAAUUGGUGACGUACAAACUAUACCAAAAAUAUUAAUGGACCUGCGUGAUAUACGCUGUUGCGAUGGGGAUGCUGCAACAAUGGAAUGCAAAGUAGAGGCAACUCCUGCUCCUGACAUAAGAUGGGAAAAAGGAGGGAAGCUGAUCCACUUAGGAGGAGAUUUCAAUGCCGAGUUCGAUGGCGAAACUGCCAGGUUGUCUAUAAAUCAAGUUUACCCUGAGGAUGAAGGAGAAUACACAUGUGUAGCGUAUAAUGAACUAGGAAAGGCGUUCACAUCCGCCUGCCUCAUAGUGGACAUUCCAGAGGAAAAAGAGAGUCUGAUCAACCAACAGCUUAGACGACCAUCCGGCUUCCUGGAUGGAUCAACCCCGAUUUCCACGCCGCGUACCACUCCCAAUAGAAGCGUCUCCCCUCGGCCCCGGUACAGGGAAAUCAUCUCUACAGAAACCAGAACGCGCAGAAUGCGAGCAGCAGCUCCGAAAUUCUAUGCCUACCCACAUAACCGAGUAGCGGAAGAAGGAGAAACCGUCCGUUUCCAGUGCGCUGUUGCUGGCCAUCCGGAUCCAUGGGUUACUUGGGAAAAGGAUGGCGAGAUCGUGACGCCUUCUGCCAGGUUGAAAAUAACCGAAAACGAGGACCUUAGGACGCUAGAAAUCAGGGAAGUGACGCCUAGCGAUUCCGGCGUCUACAAAAUAAUCCUUGAAAACGACGUUGGUAGAGUGGAAGCCUCAGCAAAAUUAGACGUAAUCGCCCAUAGACAAGUCUCAGCCAGAGGGAUUAGAGCACGAAGUUUGUCCCCGAGGAGCACCCCAACGUACUCGAGAGGCCUUAUAGGGGCAUCUGCCAGGUACGGAAGCAGAGCUCGUCUUUACUGCGAUAUCCGCGCCGUGCCCACGCCUUUUCUAAGAUGGUACAAAGACGGAAUUCCUUUAGAUGAUUCUGAAAAAUACAAGAGCGCGUACGAUGGAAAAGUAGCUUCGCUAGAGAUUGACAACGUGACUUGUGAAGACGCUGGGUUGUACACUUGUGUGGCCAAAAACAAAAACGGGUCUGCGGAAACUUGUGCGCAACUUGAAGUGUUCAGGGAAGAAAAUCUUCCGCCAGAAAUUAUCGAGGGAUUGCCCAAGAGACUAAACGGAAUGGAAGGCAAUCCGGUUACGAUGAAAAUCAAGGCCAUAGGGUCACAACCCUUCGAUGUGGUGUGGAUGAAGGACGGUUGUAUCUUGCCCGACUGCGCUGAUUUUCGUCAAGUUCAUAGCGAUGACGGGAGCAUUAGUCUGCAUUUACGUGACGCUUAUCCCGAAGACGCUGGCAAUUAUAGGUGUGAAAUAUAUAACGUGUAUGGAGAUGCCUUUUCUACGUGCCAUCUUGUAGUCCAUGAGAGAACCGGUGGUUCCGGAAAAAUUGAAUUUUCAAAGCCUCCCUCACCUGUAAUUGCGACAGAGGGUGGAAAUGCAUCCUUUUGUGUUCGAUUUUCGUCUACAAUGAAUGAACAUCCAGUAAUACAAUGGAAAGUAGCAGGAAAAGUUGUUACACCUUCAGAGAAAUUCAGGGUAGAGGAAGACGGUGACGUCAACAUUCUCCACAUUACCGGCGUGACAUGGGCAGAUGCCGGCCAGGUGAAGUGCACCGCGACUCAGCGCUCCGAAGAAGUGGCAGUCGCGAGCUGCAGCACCGAGCUGACGGUCGUUAGAGAUUUCGACGCGCUUGACGACGGCAACAGUGACAGUGGUACCUCCAUGGACGUGCUGGGUGAGGAGUCGCCGCCGGCUGAGGCGCUUGUGUCGGGCGUCGAGGAGCCCGCGAUGCUCCUGAGGGGGCCCCAGGACACCACGGCCCUGGUAGGGGACCGAGUGCUGCUCAAGGCCACCUAUAUGGGUCAUCCGGAACCGACCGUGAGGUGGACCAGAGCGGGCCGCAUGCUGAAAAACGACGAACGAACGAGCAUCACAUCUGGAGCCGGCGUCUCGUGUCUUCUCCUCCAAAACAUCACCGCCGAUGACAGCGGAAAAUACGACAUUUGCGUAGAGAACAUCCAUGGAGCGGACUGUAAUUACGCUUCUGUGUCCGUAGAAGGCCCUCCAGAUCCCCCUAGCGGGACGCCUUGCAUUACAGCCAACUUGGACAGUGUCACUGUUGCCUGGAGUAGUUCUCCCUAUGACGGAGGCAAAAUUGUCAACGGUUACGCCGUUGAAUACUCUCUUGUCGGAAGCGAUAUCUGGACCACCGAUGUGGAGGAAUGCCAUUCUCUGAGCUAUGUUGUUAGAGGGCUGCAACCUGGCGGAAGAUAUGUCUUCAGAGUUCGAGCCCUCAACAUACAUGGAUACAGUAAACCUAGUCUUGAGUCUGAUAUAGUUCAAUUAGAGGAACAUAAUGAAUCCAGUUCUUUUGAACCCAGAACAGUCUCCAUAGAACCAGGUCCAGAAUUCAAGGACCGUUACGAGGUAUUAGAAGAACUGGGAAAAGGACGCUUUGGCGUCGUUCACAAAGUAGUUGACAAAGUCUCAAACCAAAAACUGGCAGCAAAGUUCAUUAAGUGCAGAACAUCCAAAGAUAGAGAUAAGGUACAAGAUGAAAUCGACAUCAUGAACAUUCUCAGACACCAAAAGCUCCUGCAGUUGGCAGCUGCUUUCGAAAAUCCCAGAGAUAUGGUUAUGAUCUUGGAAUAUAUUUCCGGAGGAGAAUUAUUUGAACGAGUGGUGGCCGACGACUUCACGCUCACCGAAAAAGACUGUAUUUUGUUCACGAGGCAAAUCUGCGAAGGGGUUGCUUACAUGCACUCCCAGAACGUAGUACACCUGGACCUGAAACCCGAAAACAUAAUGUGCCACACCAGGACGUCGCACGAAAUAAAAAUUAUAGAUUUCGGGCUAGCCCAGAGACUUAACCCCGAACAUCCGAUCCGCGUACUCUUUGGCACACCGGAGUUCAUCCCGCCCGAGAUUAUAAAUUAUGAACCCAUUGGAGUUGAAUCGGACAUGUGGUCCCUUGGAGUCAUCUGCUAUGUACUAUUGUCGGGCCUUUCUCCAUUCAUGGGCGAUACAGACUCCGAAACGUUUGCCAACAUCACAAGAGCCGAUUAUGACUUUGAAGAUGAAGCAUUUAAUACCGUUUCUCAGAACGCCAGGGACUUCAUCGCUGCUUUACUGAUAAAAAGAAAAGAAGAUCGUAUGUCAGCCGAACAGUGCCUCAAGCACGUCUGGUUAGACCCCGAAACUCACCAGGAAACCGUCGUCCUCUCCACGGACAAACUAAAGAAAUUCAUAAUUCGACGUAAAUGGCAGAAAACAGGUAAUGCUAUACGCGCCCUUGGAAGAAUGGCGACGCUUUCAGCAAGCCGACGGAAUUCCUCUAACUCCAAUCCAAAUACACCCCGCCCUUCUCUCUCAGGCAAUUUGGUGCCCAAGAUGUCCAGCUUGAACGAAGAGGAGUCGGCGACGGCUGCUAACGACACUAACGACACUUGCGAGAUUACUAACGGCUUUACUAAAAUUGAUAUUGACGUAGCAUCCGACGAAAAAACCGGUGCGGAUAUUGUAAAAAUAGAAGAACCCACAAUGGAUCAAAAUGACGAAAUCAGUAAUGAAUCUCAGCCAAAGAUCUUGCUUAAAUCAAGCAGCGAUAACGUGAAAAUUGUCAGAACGAGAGCCUGCAGCGAGAGAAGCGACAGUGGAAUCAGCGAUUGUUCUUCUCAUAUUACUUCGAGUAGUUGUACCUCGACCCCUUUGCUGGGUAAAAAGUUUUGCAUAAAUGAGGAAGUUGAGUACAACACCGACGACAAGAGAUUUAGCUCCUCCACUACGCUUGUGCUGAACAAUAGGUUAAUUAAAAACAACGAGAGGAAUCGUAGCGCUAGUCCCUUCGAUUCAUGUAAAAAUGAAAAUGCAAAAAUUAUACAGGAAGACAAGAAGCCUUUGAUAAUUGGCGACGAGGAAACUAAGCACUCUGCUUUGAGCUUGAAACUAAGCAACAAGAUUGAAACUUUUAACGGUAAUGGACCUGUAAAAUCUAAAUCACCAAGUGCGGCAAGUAGCCUGAAACGGCUGCCUAUCUACACAUCCCGCACUGUCGCUGGUACAAUAAAAAAAUUCGACUUAUCACCUGACGUUGCCGAAAAACCACCAACUAACGACAUUCCCAAAAUUGAGGAAAAUCUAUUGAAACCUAAAACCGUAUUUAAUAAAUUCCACGACGACCAAAAUUCUGAACCACUUAAAGACGUUACCAAGAUAAAAAUAUGCGGUCAAAUAGUUACCAAACACUCAAGCCAACAACAAUCCAAAGUAGAUAAAAUUGUGGAAAAAUUGUCAAACACGAGUAAAACCUCUAAUGGCAACGUGUUGUCUUCCGCCCCUACUACUGUUAGAUAUAGAUGUCCUUCGCCCUCUUUGUUGCGCAAAACUCAAGCCGUUAUCGCAAAGGAACAGUGCAACGAAUUUUACAUGGCGAAGCAGGCGCUGAAAAGCCCCGCUAACUCCCCCAAAUUGACGCCCAAAUUUAACCACAGCAAGACUAGUUAUCCCAAGCCCAAGUCGCCAAUUGUAAAUAAGAAGGAUAAACCAAAAAGUGAAAGCUUUCAAAAGGCAGCGGCGUUUUGGAAUUCACCUAAAACUUAAAAAUUACUGUUAAUACUUGAAUUUGUGUAUUGUAAAAUAUUGUGUACAUAUUAUAUUUUAUCUAUAUACCGGUCUAGUGCCUUAAAAUUAUAUAUAUUUUCAUAGUUUUAGCUCUCUUAAAGUUUUAUUUUUGUGUUAUGCAGAUCUGUUGUACCCUCCAAUUUUGUGUAUGUUAAACAACCUCAUAAUAAAUAUUAUUUAUUGUUA
Molecule: messenger RNA, 46680 nt
Organism: Anoplophora glabripennis (Asian longhorned beetle)
Lineage: Eukaryota; Metazoa; Arthropoda; Insecta; Coleoptera; Cerambycidae
Product: titin
Exons: 34
Coding region: 97-46473 (15458 amino acids)
Biological process (GO): protein phosphorylation
Molecular function (GO): protein binding; ATP binding; protein kinase activity
Source: RefSeq, a predicted model, not a curated record